AUGUCCCUGGGACUCGCAGCUACAUUUCUUCUGGUCUCCUUUGUCACCCUCCUGCUGUACCUAAUAACAUGGAAAGGAGGGAAAAAGCUGGAAAACCUGCCCCCAGGACCCACGCCUCUGCCCCUGCUGGGGAAUAUUAUGCAGAUUAGCACCACAGAAUUGCCCCAAUCCCUGGUUAAGGUGAGAAAAAUAAUUGUUCUUUAAUAAUUUGUGUUUGGUCACCUCACCAUUUCAAUGUUUUAAUACAAUCCACAGUACUACAUACAAUAUAUUCUGCAAACAUGGUAUCUUACGUUAGUACUCUAGAAAAUGCAGAACCAUUAUUAAUUACAAUAAUUAACGCAAAAUCAGUUUAUGAAAGCUGGAUGAAAUUGACUAUUAUGCUGUAUGUGAAAAUGUUUUCUGUAAAACCUCUUUUUACAGGUUGAAAGGGUAUUUAUCCAUUUGAAGAGAUUUGGCCAGAGUCUGUAGAAUAGAGUAAGCGGCCUCAUGAUAUAGAUUAUUUAAUACAAAUAGAUAUUAUUUCUUCUUACUGUCCAAUUUGGAAACAAAUCUGUACUGAUCUCAAAUUUGGAUUUUUAUUUCUAUUUUAUAUUUAUUUCUAUCCUAUAUUCAUUUGACAUGGUGUAUUGUGCUGAUAGAUUGAAAGGCUAAAUAGUAUCAUUACAGAAGCAACAGAGUCAUUACAAAACAGUGUUAUUACAAAAUGAAAAAAAUAGAAUAUUCAAGGAUGUAAUUGAUAUGUAUGUGAACAGGUUAUUCAUCCAAGGAGAAAUCUGAUUGCCAUUAUGGAGUAAAAAAUUAUUUUUGUGCCAUAAUUGGAAAUAGUUAACUGUGACUUUAUAAGUUUAGACCUAAUGAGACGAUAAGAUUAUCCUCAUUCAUUCCAUGAACUUAUAACUGCAACAAAAUAUAAAAAUAUCAUGGAUCAAAAUGACUCCCGUUUUCGAUAUACUUUUGAAGUGAAUUCCUAUUUUGAAAAACGUAUCUUCAUAUUUUUAUAUUUUUUACAUAUUGAUAUAUAUUUUUUAAUAUAUGAUAGAUUUUCUUGAUAUUUUAUCAUUUGAAAAAAACAAUACCUUUUUUUUUGUUUGUAAAAAAGAAAAAUACUAUGAAAAAAAUAAAAAAUAAAUAAUUUAUAAAAAAAAAAAACUUUAUCUAAAAAUAUUCAAUCGUUUGAUAAGGUUAUUUCAAAAUAUUAACUCAAGGCAAAGUUUUUUUUUUUGCAUCUUAAUAGACAGAAUUAUAGUGGAUCACAUUCACACUAUAUUCCGAAUGCUAAAAAGUUGCAUGUCAUUUGUUGAUUAUGAAAUGACCCCAAAAAACUAGAAGAGUAACAUCAUGGGUGAGCAGUGCAAACAAACAUUUGGCAACGUUAUAAGGUUAACCGUGGUGGAUCUAGUAUUAAAGUUUCUACUUGAAUUAGCAUUUGGUGUAAAUGUAUUUUGGGUGUGAAGUAUAGUGUAAUAGGUUGGAUUGGCCAAGCCACAAUCAUAUCUAGAGGUUUCAAUUGUCAAAUGCCCAGUUUGUAUUACUCCUUACACACAUUAUAUGAAUAAACUAAAUUAUAUUAAUCAGCAUGCACUUUGAUAUAGUUAAGGUGCUGAUGAAGCCCUAGAGAAUCACGGAAAGGAUACUAUGUGUAAAUUAACCAUUGAUUUUCCUGUGUGCCUGUCCACAGCUAAGCAAGCAAUAUGGACCAGUGUACACAGUUUAUUUGGGCAGCCAGCGUGCCGUCAUGCUUAUUGGGUGUGACACGGUGAAAGAAGCUCUGGUGGAUCACAGUGAUGUGUUUAGCGACAGUGGAAACUUACGUCUGAGUGAUUUAUUGUUCAAAGAUUAUGGUAAUAAACAAAAAUUAAAGCUCACUUUUUAAAAAUGUAAUUUUUUUACAAUUAAACUUAGUAUAUUGAAUUUUUUAUUACAUCUCUAUGCCUCUGCUGUUCUGGCCUAGGUUAAUUGUAUUUUAAAAAAAGAUAGCAUAAGAUAAUUGAGUGUGGAUAGGCCAUCAUCAUUUACCAUGAGUUACUGAAGAAUACUCAAUUCUUUACUGAGUCAAUAAAGACAGUUUCCAGAAUUCUAACUGAUCUUCCAUGUUAUCCAUUUUUACACAUGCCUCAUUAUUAUCCUUUAUAUAUUUUGCAGCAAAUACCAGUCUUUGAUAUUAACAUUUCUCUGAGAAAGAGUAAGAAAAGGAAAGAUUACAGUAAGAAGGAAAUGAGAAUUAAAAAAAGCAUGGAAAGAGCAACAGAGAGAUAGAUAAACCACUUUAAGAUAAUUAAGAUAUGAUUAACUCAUCACUGUUUCAAUCCCGAGAUAUGUGCAUGGUGAGAAAUAUUGGUUGUGCAGAAUCAUUUUUUUCCAAAGAUAUUUAUUGGAAAACUUAAAAUUUGCCCAUGUGUUGGCUUGCCUCAGCCAAGUGUUGAUUCAGAAACAGGAUCUGAAGAACAAACCAAAAAGUUGUGAAAAUAGGCCAUAACAUUAAAACCACCUGCCGAAUAUUGUGUAGCUUCUUCUCAUGCUGCCAAAACAGCUCUGAAGUGUCGAGGCAUGGACUCCACAAGAGCUCUGAAUGUGUUGUAUGGUAUCUGGCAGAAAGACAUUAGCAGCAAAUCAUUUAAGUCCUGCAAGUUAUGAGGUGUGUCCUCCAAGAAUCAAAUUUGUUCUUCCAGCACACCCUACAUAUGCUCAAUUGGGCUGAGUCUGGAAAUUAGAGGCCAAUGCAACAUUUUGAAUUCUUUGACAUGUUCCUCAAACCAUUCCCGAACAUUUUUUUGCAGUGCAGAAAGGUGCAUUAUCCUGCUGAAAGAGCCCACUGCCAUCCAGGAACAACAAUGUCAUGACGGGGUGUAUGGGGACUGUAACAGUCUCUAGUGUAACAUCCACAUGAAUGCCAGGACCAAGGUUUCCCAGCAAAACAUUGCAUAGAGAAUAAGCUGCCUAUGCCGGGCUAUCUUCUUUCCAUAGUGCAUCCUGCUGUCACCUCUUCCCCAGGUAAAUUACGUACAUACACCAGGUCAUCCACCUAAUCUAAAAGAAAAUGUGAUUCAUCAGACCAGGCAAACUUCUUCCAUUGCGCAAUGGUCCAGCUCUGAUACUCACGUCCCUUCCAAAGGACUUUGAACAGAUGUCAUCAUGGGCACUCUGACGUCAGCAGCUAAGAAGCCCCAUAUGCAGCAAACUAUGAUGCACUGUGAGUGUUUUGACACCUUUUGAUCAUGGCCACCUUUAAGGGUUUUAGCAAUUUGAGCUAAAGUAUUUUUGAUUGGACGAGACAGGCUGUACUUUGCUCCCCACACGCAUCAAUGAGUUUUGAGCACUCAGUAUCCUGACACAGUCUCAUCAGUUGUCCGUCCUUACAUCACUUUUUGUAGAUGCUAACCAUUACUGGGAACACCUCACAAGACUUGUCAUUAUGAGGAUGCUCUGACCUGGUUGUCUAACCAUCACUGUUUGGCCCUUUGGCCAAAGUCACUCAGAUCUUUUCACAUGCCCAUUUUUCCUGCUUCCAACACAUGAAAUUCAAGAACUGACAGUUCACUUGCUGCCUAAUGUAUCCAUCACUUGACAGGCACCAUUGUAAUGAUAUAAUCAGUGGUUUUAAUGUUGUGGUUGGUCAGUGUUAAUAUUAUGUAUAAUUUGUGCAGUGUGUAGAUUAAUCUUCCUUCCAUUUGGUUCACAGAUUUAUUGAGACAUACAGGGAGUGCAGAAUUAUUAGGCAAGUUGUAUUUUUGAGGAUUAAUUUUAUUAUUGAACAACAACCAUGUUCUCAAUGAACCCAAAAAACUCAUUAAUAUCAAAGCUGAAUAUUUUUGGAAGUAGUUUUUAGUUUGUUUUUAGUUAUAGCUAUGUUAGGGGGAUAUCUGUGUGUGCAGGUGACUAUUACUGUGCAUAAUUAUUAGGCAACUUAACAAAAACAAAUAUAUACCCAUUUCAAUUAUUUAUUAUUACCAGUGAAACCAAUAUAACAUCUCAACAUUCACAAAUAUACAUUUCUGACAUUCAAAAACAAAACAAAACAAAUCAGUGACCAAUAUAGCCACCUUUCUUUGCAAGGACACUCAAAAGCCUGCCAUCCAUGGAUUCUGUCAGUGUUUUGAUCUGUUCACCAACAACAUUGCGUGCAGCAGCAACCACAGCCUCCCAGACACUGUUCAGAGAGGUGUACUGUUUUCCCUCCUUGUAAAUCUCACAUUUGAUGAUGGACCACAGAUUCUCAAUGGGGUUCAGAUCAGGUGAACAAGGAGGCCAUGUCAUUAGAUUUUCUUCUUUUAUACCCUUUCUUGCCAGACACGCUGUGGAGUACUUGGACGCGUGUGAUGGAGCAUUGUCCUGCAUGAAAAUCACGUUUUUCUUGAAGGAUGCAGACUUCUUCCUGUACCACUGCUUGAAGAAGGUGUCUUCCAGGAACUGGCAGUAGGACUGGGAGUUGAGCUUGACUCCAUCCUCAACCCGAAAAGGCCCCAAAGCUCAUCUUUGAUGAUACCAGCCCAAACCAGUACUCCACCUCCACCUUGCUGGCGUCUGAGUCGGACUGGAGCUCUCUGCCCUUUACCAAUCCAGCCACGGGCCCAUCCAUCUGGCCCAUCAAGACUCACUCUCAUUUCAUCAGUCCAUAAAACCUUAGAAAAAUCAGUCUUGAGAUAUUUCUUUGCCCAGUCUUGACGUUUCAGCUUGUGUGUCUUGUUCAGUGGUGGUCGUCUUUCAGCCUUUCUUACCUUGGCCAUGUCUCUGAGUAUUGCACACCUUGUGCUUUUGGGCACUCCAGUGAUGUUGCAGCUCUGAAAUAUGGCCAAACUGGUGGCAAGUGGCAUCGUGGCAGCUGCACGCUUGACUUUUCUCAGUUCAUGGGCAGUUAUUUUGCGCCUUGGUUUUUCCACACGCUUCUUGCGACCCUGUUGACUAUUUUGAAUGAAACGCUUGAUUGUUCGAUGAUCACGCUUCAGAAGCUUUGCAAUUUUAAGAGUGCUGCAUCCCUCUGCAAGAUAUCUUACUAUUUUUGACUUUUCUGAGCCUGUCAAGUCCUUCUUUUGACCCAUUUUGCCAAAGGAAAGGAAGUUGCCUAAUAAUUAUGCACACCUGAUAUAGGGUGUUGAUGUCAUUAGACCACACCCCUUCUCAUUACAGAGAUGCACAUCACCUAAUAUGCUUAAUUGGUAGUAGGCUUUCGAGCCUAUACAGCUUGGAGUAAAACAACAUGCAUAAAGAGGAUGAUGUGGUCAAAAUACUAAUUUGCCUAAUAAUUCUGCACUCCCUGUAGUAACCAAUAGAGGGGAUCCAGUAGUAGCAGAACAAUAAUCUAUGUUUAUAUAUUAUAUGAACAGUGUAUUACAUAUGUAAUAUACACAGUAAAUAUAGACUAUUUUAGUGCUCCUCCUGUUUUUCCCUCUAAUGCUCCCUACUCACAUAAUUUGUGAAUAAAAUCAACAUUAAUAUUUUGACUCAGAGCUCGGAAGUUUUGCCUAUCAUUCAAUCAGCCCAAAUUUGGCUGAAAUGCAAUUCAGUCCAAAACGAAUCUCUAAGUCUAAUAUUCCCUGAAACUUAAGCUUCCUAACCUUAAGUCCUCCUUAAAUACCUUUUUCAUCAUGUUUCUAGGCGUCAUCCUGAGCAAUGGAGAGAGGUGGAAGACGAUGCGUUGAUUCUCUCUCAUGACGUUGAGAAAUUUCGGAAUGGGGAAGAGAAGCAUUGAGGAAAGAAUCCAAGAGGAAGCUCGCUCUCUCACAGAUGCCUUCAGAAAGUACAAAGGUUGGUAUUUAUUUUUGAAAGGUAAUUAAUAAAAGUUUGAUUAUAUCAUGGAGCAUACAGUUCUCCCUCGGAGUUUAAAUGUAGAUAACAAGCAAUGCAACAGAAAAUCGUGACUAAUACAGUUACUCUCUAAUACAUAGGUGUUAACACCUGAUUAAAGUUAAUUGGUCCAUCUAAGUUGCUCCUUUCCUGUGUCAAAGAACAGGUGUUUUGGUUGUUUAUAUUCUAAUCUCAGGACAACAGUGUUGAAGUAAACUUUACUCGCAAGUUGGAGUAAAUUUGGGAUUAAUAAUAAGCAAUUCAGUAAUCUUUAUUAAUAGAGGCUAAUCAAACAAAGAAACAAUACAUUUACAUUUGAGGGUGGAAUGGGGCUUGUAUAAGAACACAAUGGGGCUUGUAUUAGAACACAAUAACACUUCAUUGGCAUACAGUUUGAUUGUUAAUUAUUAUUAUUAUUUUAUUAUUUAUAUAGCGCCAGCAAAUCAGUCCCCCCACUUAUUACAAGUGUAUAUAAUGCAGGCCUACCUUCGGCUGUAGUUCUACCACCUUCAUUCUACCUCUUGGUGUACCUCUACCAAUAUCAGCCUAACUUCAAUUGUUUCUCCAUCACCUUUGCUGGAUGCUUAUUCCAUAUAACUACAACUAAAUCUGAAGCCAGUAUUUCCUGUUCUAGUUUCCCUUUCUUUGCAUUACCUUAUCUGUAACUAUAAAGUAGUCUAUGAGUUUAACAACUAGAUUUGAGCAUUUGAAUUGUACCUUUAUAUAGAACUCUGUAAGUAUAUUUAUCUUUCUAAAAACUGAAUUAUAUAAAUUUUACUAACAUUUUAAUAUUGCCCAGAAUAGACAACCCAUUUGACCCUAUAGUUCUGCUUGGACAGGCCGUCUCCAAUGUUAUUUGCUCUGUGGUGUUUGGUGAGCGAUUUGACUAUGAAGACAAGAAAUUUGAAAAACUUCUGUUCUACAUUAGGGAAGUCUUGAGACAGUUAAAUUCAUUUUCUGGCCAGGUAAGUACUGUCACUAUGACAAUGAUUUCUUUAUUGAGCUGUCUUCUGUACUGCUUGGGAUGUAUAUUGACUGACUAGAGCAGUGGUAAUGUCAACUCCUUGGAACUGAUGAACACAGUUUUGAAUCCUGGUCAAAUAGUGUCCAUAGGCAUGACACCUAAUGAUAUAUCUCUGCCUAACUCAACACCCUCAUGGCUUGCAAGUUCUAUCUAUCUUACAAAAUGGGGAUAAAAAACAUGUUUACUUGUAUUAGCACUCUUUAACAAAUUAGCAACUUUUCCUUUUUGUAAAUAUGUACCUUUUGUGUUUUAGCUCCUCCAGUUAUUCCCAGUUGUACUGAGUGUCAUCCCUGGCCCUCACAAGAAAGUCUUCACAAAUAUCUAUACACUGAGAGCUUUUGUCAAAGACAUGAUGAAAUCUCAUGUAGAAACAUUAGAUAAAAACUGUCCAAGGGACUUAAUAGACUCUUUCCUGAUAAAGAUGAAUGAGGUAAGCAUCUUCAAAAUAAUCAUUCCUUUUUGCUUAGAAUAAUUCUAGAGAAAACAAUUUAAAUACAACAUCUGAAAUUCUUCUAGGAAAAAAAUAAUCCCAAUACGGAAUUUCAUGAUGAAAAUUUAAUUGGAACAGUUAUAGAUUUGUUUUUUGCCGGGACAGAGACCUCCAGCACAACUUUAAGAUACGGUUUCCUGAUUCUGCUCAAGCACCCAGAGAUACAAGGUAGUUCAUAUAUAUUGUUUUAUUUUAUAUUCUUUAUUUUUGCUGUGCAAAAAAAGUACAUACAGGCUUGUGAUGCCGCAAGAGCAAAUGUUUUGGUAAUAUUCAUAGGUUUACAUAGUCAUGACAAAGGAAGACACAGAUUUUAUGAAAAAAUAAUACCAAUUAACAGGUUAAGCAGGCUUGUUUAACUGGUGGACACAUUGAGCAUGAGACACAAGCUGGCUAUUGAGUUGUUGGAUACUAAGUGUGUGACGAAGUGCCCUUCGCCACUUGGUCCUGGAGAGGCCUGCUUGCCAGCCUCCUGCCUUGUGACUAUGGUCCCUGGGAGACUUUGCCAGUUAAAAACACUAUGUGGACAUAUUGGUGUUUUAAAAGUCUGUUAUGGCCCUUUAAAUGGUACUGGCACAAUUCUGCAACUUUAAAUUGGCACUUCGGAUGCAGCUGAAGUGCCGAAGUAGUCGAAGUGGCCGCCAUUCGACAACCGAACACAUGGCGGUAGCCAUCUUUAUUUUGUCGAACGCGGUCAGCGGUGUGUGCCGUCAAAUUCAUGGAACUAAAAUCGGCUACAAAACGGCAUGAACACCGCUGAAGUUUUACCUUCCCUGAAACGAAUGCAUUUGACAAUUCAAACGCCGUUCGACAGUUCAUUCGACAAUUAGAAUGGUUGUCGUUCGUCUGUUUCAACUGACUUUAACAUGGGAAAUAGACUGGCCGUGCAGCCUGAUUCUCUGAAACUGUUUUGGGCAUGAAAAUGUGUGUGCGGUCGUUCAUAAAGAGACUUCCAUGGAACCUUUAAACCACUGGAGGAAGAUGUCUGAUUUUUGGAUAUGUUUAUACUUGAAAUAUGCUGAGUUCGAAUAUGUAACUUUUAUUAAUAUUGCAUGUGUACUUUUAAAGUUAUAGGAGUUGUAUAAAAUCUGUAUUUUUCUUUCCUGUGAUAAUUACAUUAGCCCAUUGUGUACAGUAAUUAUAUCACAGGGGAGGAUUUUGCUGGAAUGAAUGGGAGCGUUUUACUGUAUUGUACAUGUUUGAUUGGCUGUUCUACAAACCCAUGUAGGUGGUACUUUGUGUGUAAAACUUGCAUAAAAGAAAGCCCUUUGGUGCCACUUAAACAGAUCUUCUUGACCCUCAACAUGUAGUCUUGUCUCGAGAUUGGAGAGGACAGCUAUAAUCACACUGGGAAUUGCUAUGCUCUGCAUACUCCCUUGAGCUUUAAUCACUUAGCUCUUCUAAGACCUGUUCCUGAUACGCUCUCCUGGAGGAGAGGUCUUCCCCACACGGUCCUGGAUGUCAGAGGUUCAUACAGGAUGGAAGGAAGAAGUCUUUCCCACACGGUCCUGGAAGACAGAAGCUGAUCCACGGUGGAAGGAAAAUGGCAAGACUACCAGUUAAACUAUAGUGAUUGUGGAGUCUGCGGUGGUUGUGGUGUGCAGUGCUUGUGGUCCUCGGCACACGCUAGGAAGCUUCCAUCAACGGAAGGUACUCGGUCGGAGUACGGAUGAGUCCAUUACACUAAGCUACUGCUGCUGUAAGCGCGGUGCUUUAUCUUUGUGUUUGUAUAUGAUGUUUGUAUCACACAGCUAUGUUACAUUGCUGCCAGCCACCCCAUGUUUGUCUUAUUGGGAGUUUGUAAGUAUGUAGGGGCAGCACCCCUUCCUGUCUCAUCAGAGAAAUUUGCCUUUUAGCUGAUACCAGCAAGGUGAUUUGUAUGUGUUAUUGCCCUAUUCAGGGUUAAGUAUGUGGGGGUUUAUAAAACACCCCUUCCUGUCUCAUUAGAGAUGUUUACACUUUGUCUGAUGCCAGCAAAGUUUAUUGUAUGUGUAGAAGCCCUAUAAAGGGUUAAAUGUGAAAGGGUUUAUAAAAUACCCCUUCCUGUCUCAUUGGAGAUUCUUGGCUGAUAUCAGCAUAUCUAAUGGCUAGUGUAGGACUCACCUAUUGAGGCUUGCCUUGACAUGGCAGGUGAGCUUAUUUAUUCAAAUGGCCAUUGGAAUAAACCUAAAGAACCUCCAUUUUGUUUAAAUGUACAUAGAGAUUUAGGCCAGAGUGCAGGUAACGUUCUCUUUGUUUUUACUAUGUAUUUUAAGCUGUUGGAUACUAAGCUACUGCUGCUGUAAGCGCGGUGCUUUAUCUUUUUGUUUACAUAGUCAUGACAGAGAAAGAAUUUGUGCAGAUUUUAUGUAAAAUAAUACUAAUAAUUAGGUUAAGCAGGAUUGUUUAACUGGUGGACACAUUGAGACACAAGCUGGCUGUGCGUUAUAUGUAUCGUAAGUGAGGUUCAGGAAUAGGCAAAGCUGGUUGAGCUAGACAAUUAUAGGCAAGUACCUGGGCACCCAAACUUGCUAGCUAAACAUGCUACACACGGAACUAAGUGACCAUGACGAGUAAAAUGCUUGUCGAAUAAUAAUAAAAAGAAAUAAAGACAGUGCUAGAAAACAUGCCGGGCCAACAAGAUAUUAGAAUAAUUAGUUAAGGUAAUGGCUUGCUAACUGAUAUAAAAAAAAAGCUUUUAAAACCACUUGAUCCUGAAAACGUUGAAAAGACGUAAUGCAAGGACUGAGAAUAAAAAAGUUCCUGCAUUGCUGGAAAUGAACUUGCUAUGUUUUAACAAGAACCACAUUAACUAGUAGUCACCCAAUACCACAAGUGGGCAACAGCAAGGAGUUCAGCAACAGUGGGUCCCCAAGAUUUUCCUGUCCUCGAACUAGUAGACCGGCUAACUGCACUCCGUCUCAACGCCUUGGCUGAACACUGCUGUCAGGGUAGUUUCUGAUUCGUUGUCUCUUGUGGUGUGCGCGACUGUAGGCACUUCCAUGAGAGUGCGACUUAAACUGUGGCCUCUGUAGCCUCUAGGGCCUCCGGGUUAGGGCCCAUCUCCAUCAUCAGGUGCCCCACUGCACUGGGAACAUGAACAAGAUGUGGUUGCUGAGGUAAGGGAGGGAGAUGAGCAAAGGGACCUGAACACCUCUUUUCCGCAUCUAGGUAGAAAGGAGAUUAAGAGAUCAGCUGCUUCACCAUGCCUCCACCUCCAAGAAGACCAUUGGUAGGCUGCAGGAUCCGUUGUCUGAGAUUUCUCUACAGUUGUGUGAGAGGGCUAUGCUGAUCUUGUCACCUUUGUGUUAAUUAGUGAGAAUUACUAACUUCCUGACUGAAAUUAUUGAACCGAAAGUCCAUUAAAUUCAGUAAACUCCAGAUAUCUUUCGGAGCUCAAACAAAGUGUGAAUGCUUAGCAUGGCAGUCAGCCCCCCCACCUCACCACAAGUAGUUCAUAUAUUAACAUCACUUAAUAUUCUGUCACACAAUAAUUUCCUGUUCAUAGAACAGGUAAUUUGAAAACCUGAAUCAUUUUAUUGUCCAAGACUUCCUAAGUAGAAAAAAACAAAAGUUAUAUAACAUUUUUGAAAUUAUUAAAUAUUAAUAUGUAUCAUUUGUAUUGUUGUUAUUAAUAUUAUUACCUAUGUUUGUUUUAUUCUUUAUAUGUCUUUUAAUUUUGAUUUUUUUUACAUGUGCUUUUUCUUUAUUUUGUCUUUAGAAAAGGUCCAAGAAGAGAUUGACAGUGUAAUUGGCCAAGAUCGUUCUCCAUCAAUGGAGGACCGGAGUAAGAUGCCGUAUACUGAUGCUGUGAUUCAUGAAAUCCAGAGAUUUGCUGAUAUUGUCCCUGGAGGUCUUGCCCAUGCAGCCAGUAAAGAUAAAACCUUCAGAGGAUAUCACAUUCCCAAGGUCAGUAAACUUUAAAACAAGCAUUGGAAAGUAACACAUAUAACAUAUAGUAUUCAUAUAAUAAUAUAUACAUAAAACAUCUAUGUCAGUUUCAAAAGCAAGAAAAUCUCUAAAAUAUUUACAUUUUUUACACAUAUUAUAUUUUCUUAAGUUUAUUUAAUGAAUAGCUAUUUCAUUUUGAAUGUUUACCUUUCUGAAUGCUCACAGUGGUGCAUCAGUAUUAGUCAAUGCAAAUGCAAUUCAUUGAACACACCCACGAAGCUGUCAUUUUUUGGAAAGCUACCCUGAGUACUGUUUAUCAGUGCGAGUAUGGAGACUGCAGCCAAGAGUGAAGGUGGUAUUGCAUAGCCCUCCAGACAAAUUUUUGUAGACCCUCAGUUGCAUGCCCUACAUAUUCUGUGUUUUGAUAUAAUUUUUAAUAUGUGAGUCAACAGCUUCUUGACCAAGGAGGAAUCUGAUUGCCAUUCUGGGGUCAAGAAACAAUGUUUUUUCCCAAUUAAAAAAUCACUGAAGCCAAUCUUCAUAAAACAUUCAACAGAUAAAUAGUAUCAAAAUAAGCAGGAACAACGUUUUUACGUUAAUUUACAUUGGUGUCUACAAACUGAAUAUUAUUUUAUCUUCUCUAGACUAUAAGCUCAUUUGAGCAGAAACCUCAUCAACCUAUUGUUCCUUUAACAUUUUGUAAGUGCCUCAUUUAUUGUUAAAAUAAUAUUGUAAAGUGCUGCGGAAUAAUUAGAUGAUGCUGUAUAAAUGAUAAUAAUAAUAGUGAUAAGUCAGUAAUUUUUCAGAGAUUUCUAAGACAGUAAUACAUGGUAAAAACUGUGUGUUAUAUACACCCACCCCAGUCAUACCGUGGAGCGCUAUAAAUACUUACCCUUCCAAUGUGGGUAAGGUACAGUGACCUAAAAUAAUGAACACAUAUAUGGUCCAAUAUAGCCAAUAUUGUGCAGUGAAUAUAACUCUAAACAGUACGCUCACAUUUGGCUAAGCCCAAUAGGAGAGGCUCAGAUCACAUGAACGGAUGUGCACUAUGGUGAUACUGCCCCUCCUCCUCUGAGCUUUGAUGUGCUUAUAAUACAUAGAGUUGGAAAAAUACUUAGUGCAAUAUGUCAAUUCAAUAAAGUGCACAGUAUACAAAGUUGCUGACUGCUCACCUUCUCCAGAGCCUAUUAUACUUGGCUCCUAGUGUGUAGACCCUUGUUUCUGUUAGGGGACACAAACCCUUCUUUCGAAAUAGGGCCAAAUAGUUGGAUGGAGGGCAAAGGAAUGAUAUAAAAUAUACUGUUUAUUACAAAUCAAUACAACAAAAUAUGAAAGAAAUAUAAAUCAAAUGAUAAUAUCCUCCAGUAGCACUCCCAAGACCGUUUCGCCAGUACAGAGGCUUUUUAAUUGGUAUAAUGUCCAACAGGUCUGGUUCUUGUUUUAAAAGUCGAUGUUCAUCCAUAUUGGUUUACUUCUUAAAUGUCCAUUUAAUCAUUUUGCUUCACGAUUAUGUAAUUCAGUUUGGAUAUAACUGUUCCGGAAGUGACCCAACAAAAAUUGCACUUUGCCACUUCCAGUUCUCGAUCUGCCAUCUUUGAAGAGGGAAAAGUGCAGAUAAAUGUUUUAGUCGGAUGUGAUGCGAUGGUGUCCUUGCGGCACAACCUCCGAUUCCUGUAUGUCCAUAUUGGAGCUGAGCUAAAUCAUUGACAUCUAUCUUUUUAGUCCCAAAUGUCGAAUAAUCUGUUUAAAUAAUAAAAUUAUUAAUUAUUAUUAUUAAUUAUUAAGUUCAUAUAGUCCCCAAAUGUUCAUAAUGAAACAAUAGAAGAAGGGAAAAAAGAAAAUAUUAUAAAACAUACACUUCUUGAAUCUUACCUCAUAAAAGGAGAUCGAACAGUGAUCAGCUAUUUAAUUAAUAAAAAAUAUAACCAUGGUGUCUUUACUAAGGAUACAAGGUCAGUCAGGAAGUAUUUGAAAAGCUUAAAAAAGGACAAAUCAAAAUGAAGCCUCAUGCCUUCUUAAGGACUAUACGUAUGGCCUGUGACUUUCCUGCUACAUUUAGCUUUCUUAUUUUAAACAGUUAAUUAGCAGGUAAACAGGUUCACAUCUGUCUUGAGAAUGUGAUUUGUUGCAGAAUUUAUACAGAAUAACAUUGUUUAAGGCUAUGUUUGCUGGAGUUUAUCAGCUAUUACUGAAAUAUUGGUAAUACUGCUUUGUAAAUUACAUACGGAUCAAAUGCAAUUGUUGUCAGACUGUUUAAUUUAUCUCACCACGGAGGUCCAGGUCAUGGCAGUUUACAGAAAGAGAUAACUCAGAGCAAGGGUUGCUUUUUAUUUAAUAAUUUACCUGGUAUCAAUCUAGAGGUACACAAUGCUUCUAAAAUUAGAUUCGGGAGGAUACACAAUGUGCCAGCAUAUAUACCAGGUAAUUAAUGGCAGAGGCUUUAUAGUACUUUGCAUAUUGUAUCAGGGAUAACGUUAUUUUCAUUAAUAUUAGGAAUAAUAUUUAUAAAUGCUCCUUGAUCCUUUGUACACCUUCUCCUGGACACAUUGUAAAUGUAAAUGUAAAUCCAUACCACCUGUGACAGACCCAUCUGUCUGGAUUAUAACUGCGUUGUUCGUCUGUUUUGCCGUUUUCAUGAAUUUCCCCGUUCGUAUGCUUUGUUUAAGAGAAUGUCGGUUUUGUCGAACGGAACUACCGAACGGACGGCCACCCAGAAGAGAAGUGUGCUGCUGGUUAACCUACUGAUCCCAAUUAGAACGUUGCGGUUAACCACAGACACUUCUCAAUUAAAAACCGAAUGCCGGGUGGUCGUCGUUCGUAUGUCGACCACGAGGCGGCGGCCAUUUUGUCCAUGCGAACGACCAGCGGUGUUCAACGAUUAUUUCAUGGAUCGGAAAACGGACACUUUUUCAGCCGAACACCGCUGAAGCCGUCGACCUCCCCUUCUCAAUCGACAAAAGCAUGCGAACGACAGCCGUUCGGGAGAUUCAACCACACGAAUGGACGUAACCCAGAUAGCCGUCCCAUGGAGUCAAUCGCAUACCGAAGAACUGAAAGAGACUUUGACUCCAUGGCGAUUGAACUGUGCGAAUGGGAUCUGAGCGCUAUUCUCCAAUAAUGUGCCCUCAGAUCCAGGCUAUCUGGGGAUAUGCAAGACUGAUGUAAAAUGUUCAGCAGUUAUUAAGUUAUGGAUUUUUGUGUGUUUUUGUAACUUGUAUCUAAAAUGGCGAUUGCCUCUGCUCGGGGAGAUAAUUGAAUUACUUCCCAAUUAUCCCCCGAGCAGAGGGGAGGGAACUGUACUGCAUGCUGGGAAUAUUGUGGGGAUGUAUGUCCAGAAUGUCCCCAUGUCCCUCUGUGAUUUCAGUCUCCCAUUUGGUCCCCUAGGGGAGUGUCCACCAAGUGGGAGACCUGCAUAAAUACCGGGCAGGUAGCCCACAGUAAACCAGUUCGUGUUUUACCCUCAAAGCGGAGCUUGGUCUCGUAUUGGGGGGAUUUGGAUACCAGCGGCGAGAGACUGCUUACUUGGAUUAUUUGCCGCUUGGGAGAUAUUGUCGUUCGGUUAUUAAUUGCCGUUCGUGGAUUUGCGGCUUGCGAAGGGAAUCAGCCGUACAGGUACCGUUUGGAGUUUGGAGUGUUCCCUGGCUGGCGGUUCGCCUGGUUUUAUUAUACCCGCUACCCGACCACAUUAUUGCGAACGGGGAAUACUCGCUAAACGGCGGUUUGUACAUUUCGUUCCUGGAGGUACCGUAACAACUGGUGGCAAGCGACGGGAUGAUCCUCAACGCCCAAAGAGACCAUUACAACCAGGACUAAAUGGAAUUACAAUACCAAAACCUGAGGAGGGCUACCCUAAAGGAUUUAUUGGAGCAAAGAGGGGGACAAGCCAGUAACCCCAGGAAGAGGGAUAUUAUUGCGUUAUUGCUGGAAAUGGAUGGAGUACCAGCGGCAGAGGGAACCAAUGGACCCAGCGCAGCUGACAGAACCCCCGAGGAGGCAAGCUUUGACCGGGCGGUAAGAAUCAGGCUGGCACAUUAUGGUCCCAACCCGACUACAGAGACCAUUGACCGGGUCAUGGCAGCUGUGGAGGCCAACCUGCUUCGCCAAAGCGGUGCUGCAGCAGCCCCAGUCACAGCAAACCCGGGGGAUAGGAAAAAGGUACCAUUCACUGCGUUUAAAGCCUUCAGUGAAACAGAAGGAGAGAUCGAUGGGUACCUUGCUGAUUUUGAGCGGCAAUGUGCCCUGCACAAGGUACCCCUGGAAGAUUGGGUCACUAUAUUGUCCGGCAAGUUAUCCGGCCGGGCCAGCGAGGCAUUUCGAGCCAUUCCUGAUGAGGAGAUUGGGGAUUAUGUGGCCGUCAGGGAAGCUUUACUCUCCCGGUAUGCCGUUACACCUGAGGCAUACCGGAGGAGGUUCCGAGACACCGUCAAGACCUCUGGGGACUCAUACGUGGAAUGGGCAUGUAAGGUGCAUCGCACAGCCGCCCACUGGAUGGCGGGGUGCCAGGCUGUGUCCGGAGAAGAGGUGUUGCAGAUGUUUCUUUUGGAACAUUGUUUUGAUAAAUUGCCAGCAGGGGUCAGAGAGUGGGUAAGGGACCGUAAACCCUCCACUCUGCACGAAGCAGCUCGCCUGGCAGAUGAGUAUACUGACGCCCGCAAACUGGACAGUCUCAUCAGCAAGGCUCCCGCCAGAGUGGAAUACAGGCCAACAGCACCAAUAGCAGCCAACCUAUACCAGCCUCCCAUGAAUCGCCCAUCGGCACCGCCUCCAUCUGCCCCGUACCAACAGCCACCUCGGUUCAACUCACAGGAGUAUGCCCAACCCAUUCGGUGCUACCUGUGCAAGCAACUAGGGCACAAGCGACCCGAGUGCCCGAUGAACAGCGCCAACCAGAACCAGUCCUGGAGGAGACCAGCCGGCGGCAAUCCACGACCCCCCAUCCCAGCCGCUCACUGUGUAGAGGAAGAGGAGUGCUGGGGCAUCCUGCAUGAGGCAGACCCCGUUCAGGCUGCCCACCGGGAUGUGUAAAAGUCAAUGGGAAGGAGGUCAGUGGUCUACGGGAUACCGGGGCAACCAUGACUUUGCUCCAGAAACACCUGGUAUCCGAAGCCCAACAUACAGGGGACACGGUCGCCGUACGAGUAGCUGGAGGUGCCGUGUUCCGUCUGCCCGUUGCCCGGGUACAUUUGGAUUGGGGAGUGGGCGCUAGACAUGUGAAUGUGGGGGUCAUGAAGGACUUACCAGCGGAUGUCCUCCUUGGCAAUGACUUGGCGCCCCUUGUUUCCGCCUACGCUCCCAUGGGUCCUGCUGAAGUGGACGCUGUCACGACCCGUGCCCAGACCCGUGCCGCCGAGACCGGCCCACCUGCUGUUGAGACCCAGGUAAGACUCUCUACCCCGACUUGUACCUUAGACCAGGCCCCUUUAGGCUGGGAUACCCCAGAGAUAUACGGGAAGGAAACCAGGGAAGACCCGACGCUAGCAAAGUACAGGGCCAGGGCCGAUUCUGGGGGAGAAGGAGUAGAUGGGGAGCACUACGAGUGGGUGGGGGAUAGACUCUACAGGAUCCCGAAACCGCCCCAGAAGCCGAAUACCCCUCCGCAGAAUCGACAGCUAGUGGUGCCCGCAAAAUACCGGCAGGAGAUUCUGCGGAUUGGGCAUGAUGUGCCAUUAGCCGGCCAUCUAGGUUCCCGCCGCACAGCUCAUAGGAUCACGCAAAAUUUCUUCUGGCCCAAUUUUAACCGAGAUGUGCGGGUCUAUUGUAGCACGUGUGACACCUGUCAACGGGUAGGUAAGCGGGGGGAUCACCCAAAAGCUAGGCUUCAGUCGAUGCCUAUCAUUGGAGAACCCUUUUCCCGCAUAGCCGUUGACAUUGUGGGUCCACUGGCCAGGGCUAGCCCAUCAGGUAAGAAGUAUAUUCUCACCGUGGUGGACUAUGCCACACGUUAUCCAGAGGCAGUAGCGCUGUCUAAUAUAGAGGCAGAGACGGUUGCUGAUGCCCUGGUUAAAAUCUUCACUAGGGUCGGGUUCCCUCAGGAGAUUCUCUCCGAUCAGGGAACCCAGUUCACCGCUGUGCUUACCCAGCAGCUGUGGAAGGUGUGCGGUAUUAAACCUCUGCUUAGCUCACCUUAUCACCCACAGACUAACGGUCUCUGCGAGCGAUUUAAUGGCACCCUCAAACAGAUGUUGAGGACCUUUACUGACACUUGCAGAGACUGGGAGCGAUUCCUGCCUCAUCUGCUAUUUGCAUACAGAGAGGUGCCUCAGGAAUCUACUGGGUUCUCCCCCUUUGAGUUACUCUAUGGGAGAAGGGUCCGUGGACCCCUAGAUCUCAUUAGAGGACACUGGGAGGGGGAGACAGAGCAAGAAGGGACCCCCAUAGUACCAUAUGUCCUGGAACUCCGGGACCGCAUGGAGAAACUGUCCCUGAUGGUAAGGGAGAAUCUCCAGGCGGCCCAGGGGAGAUAGAAACGGUGGUACGAUCGGGGUGCCCGACAGCGGAUCUUCCAGGUUGGGCAGGAGGUUCUGGUACUCAAGCCUGUGAAGACGAACAAGAUGCAAGCAUCUUGGCAGGGCCCGUAUAAAGUGUUAGCUCAGGUAUGCGAUACUACCUACCUUAUAGCCAGCUGUUCAGAUGAAAGGAUUCAGCGAUCCUUCCAUGUGAACAUGCUGAAGGAGUAUCAAGAACGACCAGAGGAUGUUGCGGCAGUAUGUGCCCCAGCUACUGACGACCCCGAGAACUUACCGUUACCUGACUUGCUAGAGAGGGACCCCCAGACAGACCUUACUAGUCUUGUACAGCUAGGGGACCGACUAAACCCGGCAGAGAAGGUACAGGCAAGACAAUUACUGUGGGAGAAGCAGGCCACGUUCUCCCAAGAACCCGGGUACACUACCCUAGCUGUACACAAGGUCGAGACACCCGGACAGAACCCCCUACGGCAACCCCCAUACCGUAUCCCUGAAGCAGUCCGAGAAGGAAUGCGGAAGGAGAUACAGGAAAUGACCAGGCUGGGGGUUAUCGAACAUUCGGACAGUCCUUGGGCCUCGCCUGUAGUUCUGGUGCCUAAGAAAGAUGGGACCACCCGGUUCUGUGUGGACUACAGGCGGCUCAACGAGCGGACCACCACUGACGCCUACCCGAUGCCCCGGGUAGACGAGUUAUUAGACCGUAUUGCCAGGGGGCGCUAUCUGACCACCAUAGACCUGUGCAAAGGUUAUUGGCAGAUCCCCCUGGCCGAGGAUGCUAUCCCUAAGUCGGCAUUCGUCACCCCAUUUGGCCUAUACCAGUUUAAGGUUAUGCCAUUUGGGAUGAAGAAUGCUCCGGCUACUUUCCAGCGUAUGGUGGAUAGGCUCCUCGAUGGCUUCCAGGACUUUGCAUGUGCAUACCUGGAUGACAUUGCGGUCUACAGUGAGUCCUGGGAAGACCAUUUAGUACACGUGGGGGUGGUGCUGGACAAGAUUCGGGCCCCAGGCCUGACCUUGAAGCCAGACAAGUGCCAUCUAGGCAUGGCAGAAGUACAGUACUUGGGUCACAGAGUAGGCUGUGGGAGCCAGAGACCGGAGCCAGCCAAGGUAGAGGCUGUAGCUAACUGGCCCACACCUAUCACCAAGACCCAAGUGCUAGCUUUCCUGGGGGCGGCAGGGUAUUACCGACGUUUUGUCCCCGACUACAGUACGGUUGCCAAGCCCUUGACUGACCUGACGAAGAAGAAUUUGCCUAAGCAGGUCCUGUGGUCUCCAGCUUGUGAAGCCGCGUUUCAGGCACUGAAGCAAGCUCUUGUUAAUGCCCCUGUCCUGGCUGCCCCAGUCCCUAACAAACGUUUUCUUGUACAUACAGAUGCUUCCAUGUAUGGACUGGGGGCUGUGCUAAGCCAGGUCGGGAAAGAUGGAGGAGAGCACCCUGUCGCAUACUUGAGCAGAAAGUUACUACCCCGGGAAGUAAGUUAUGCGGCAGUGGAGAAAGAGUGUUUAGCCCUGGUCUGGGCACUGAAGAAACUGAGCCCUUAUCUGUAUGGACAAGAAUUUUCCCUUAUUACGGACCAUAACCCCCUCGUGUGGCUUAACCGGGUCUCAGGAGACAAUGGCAGACUGCUGAGGUGGAGUUUGGCACUACAGCCAUAUAACUUCACCAUCAGCUACCGACCCGGUAAGCAGAAUGGGAAUGCAGAUGGGUUAUCUCGGCAAACAGACGUCCCUACUCCUCCUCAGUCCGGUCAUCCCCAAGUUGACCCGCCAAAGGGUCAAGCCGGGUCUGCCGGAGUGUUCCACAAGGGGGGAGCCGUGUGACAGACCCAUCUGUCUGGAUUAUAACUACGUUGUUCGUCUGUUUUUCCGUUUUCAUGAAUUUCCCCGUUCGUAUGCUUUGUUUAAGGGAAUGUCGGUUUUGUCGAACGGAACUACCGAACGGACGGCCACCCAGAAGAGAAGUGUGCUGCUGGUUAACCUAUUGAUCCCAAUUAGAGCGUUGCGGUUAACCACAGACACUUCUCAAUUAAAAACCGAAUGCCGGGUGGUCGUCGUUCGUAUGUCGACCACGAGGCGGCGGCCAUUUUGUCCAUGCGAACGACCAGCGGUGUUCAACGAUUAUUUCAUGGAUCGGAAAACGGACACUUUUUCAGCCGAACACCGCUGAAGCGGUCUCAAUCGACAAAAGCAUGCGAAUGACAGCCGUUCGGGAGAUUCAACCACACGAAUGGACUUAACCCAGAUAGCCGUCCCAUGGAGUCAAUCGCAUACCGAAGAACUGAAAGAGACUUUGACUCCAUGGCGAUUGAACUGUGCGAAUGGGAUCUGAGCGCUAUUCUCCAAUAAUGUGCCCUCAGAUCCAGGCUAUCUGGGGAUAUGCAAGACUGAUGUAAAAUGUUCAGCAGUUAUUAAGUUAUGGAUUUUUGUGUGGUUUUGUAACUUGUAUCUAAAAUGGCGAUUGCCUCUGCUCGGGGAGAUAAUUGAAUUACUUCCCAAUUAUCCCCCGAGCAGAGGGGAGGGAACUGUACUGCAUGCUGGGAAUAUUGUGGGGAUGUAUGUCCAGAAUGUCCCCAUGUCCCUCUGUGAUUUCAGUCUCCCAUUUGGUCCCCUAGGGGAGUGUCCACCAAGUGGGAGACCUGCAUAAAUACCGGGCAGGUAGCCCACAGUAAACCAGUUCGUGUUUUACCCUCAAAGCGGAGCUUGGUCUCGUUAUUGGGGGGAUUUGGAUACCAGCGGCGAGAGACUGCUUACUUGGAUUAUUUGCCGCUUGGGAGAUAUUGUCGUUCGGUUAUUAAUUGCCGUUCGUGGAUUUGCGGCUUGCGAAGGGAAUCAGCCGUACAGGUACCGUUCGGGAGUUUGGAGUGUUCCCUGGCUGGCGGUUCGCCUGGUUUUAUUAUACCCGCUACCCGACCACAUUAUUGCGAACGGGGAAUACUCGCUAAACGGCGGUUUGUACAUUUCGUCCCUGGAGGUACCGUAACACCACCUUCUUUACUCUGGGACUUGUGUCAUCUUGUCUGGUUAUAGAGCUCUAGCACAUCUAGAAGCAGGAUAUCGAUCUCAAAGUGUAGACUGAAGUUAUGGUAAUACUGAGCUAAUGCUUCAGGCAUAAACACUAUAAAAACAUCAAGCAGUGUAUGAAAUGUAAAUGAUUGACUCUCAAUCUGUGAUAUACAUUUAGAGGAGAAGCUCUUGCUGUAGAUGUGAAGUCAUGCUUGCUGUAUAUGUGAAGUUUAUGAAGCAUUAGAAGAGACGGAUCAUCCUAAUACUCCUGUUGAAUAACAUUUAACAUCAUGUAUUAGGCAUGCACAUUCAUUUUCUACCAAACAGCAAAAUCAAGGAAAAUUUAGUUAUGUGUCCAAUCUGUCCAGAAAUGAAUAAAGAAUAGCAAUAUAACGAAUGACUAAAUGAACAAAUUCUGUUCAGUGCCAUUCGUUCAUUCGUUAAUCACAUGCAGCUUUUCAGCUACUGACAGUGCAGCAGCUAUGUACUGUAGAUGUUUUCUGACCAAUUCUACAACCACAAUCACCGACCAGUCAUCAUGCCGUACUGUUUGAUAUUGAUUGAGUGUUUUAUCAGUCAAUCAAUGUUAAGUUCAUGGAACGUAAACACAUCUUCAACUGUAAAGGGCUGACUGUGAAAAUCUGUAACUAGGACUGCCUGUCAGUAUUUCAAUUUCUGAUUAUGGAAUACCGAGACAGUGGACAAGCAGCAUUGUGUUGGCUGUUCCGUGUUGUGUUUCUUGCAGUGUAUUGCCUUACAAGGUAGAGAAUAGAUUAGAGAGAGUAAUUUGAACUAUAUGGGAUUUAUUCUCACCAUUCUCAGACAUUUCAAUUUAGAGUUUUUUUCUAUUUUUCACAGUAGACGAAGCGAGGAAAGCAGGGUCAGUUUAGGGUAGGGCUGCUUGUGCUUAGUCCUGUAACGCACUGGGGUUUUUGUUUUCUUAACUGUUUUUCUUAACUGGUGAGGUGAGGUGAAUAAAAAAGAAUGAAUCUUUCCGUAGUUUAACCACUACAGAAUUAUUGUCUCCAUUUUCCAACAUUUUGAUUCAGUUAUUUAUUUAUUUAUUUAUACAAGAAGCAAGGAAGGAACUGUAAUUUAGGUUAGAGGGUCGAAGCCCAGUAAAUUACUGCAGUUUUUAGCUUUAUUUUUGCUGGACCUAAAAAAAAAAUUCACUCUUACAAUUUGUUAAUUUAUGUAAAGAGUUCUGUAUAAGGGCGAUACAUAAGAAUUGGUAGAUGGAUAGUGUAACACAUGCCCUGUUCCUGGACAUUAUUUUUUAUUAAUUUUGCCUAGAUCGUUAUACAAACUUAACUGAACAGAUUUGGCCCCAGCUGGUUCGUAUACAGAACGUUCUACCGAACCCUUGGACCACCCAAAGCAGUCGUUUGCCGCCAAUUGACCUUAUUGAUACCUGCUAUAACCACAAAUCUGAACAUUCUAAGUGGUUCACUGGUUGGCUGUCAAUUCGUAUGCACAAACAUGUGGCGGUAAUCUUGUUUUUUGAACAUUGCUGUUUACAGCCUGGCCAUUUGUACUUUUCUUACAUAUUACCUUAAUGAUAGAACUUCACCAAGAGCAGGACCUUAUAGAAAAUUAAUCUAUAUGUUAAUUGCCACUGGAAGGGACUGGAUUCUAAUAUAGAUUCAAAUAUAGAUUCAGCCUUACCCUCCAGUUUACCAAGUCAGCGGACAUUCAUGUCUAGCGUUCAAAGGUUAAAAUAAAAUAUUAGGUAAUUCAAGCUGUUCUGCAAUAAAAAUAUAAACGACACCAAGGACAUAGUUCAAACCAUAGUUCAAACCAAGUCACAAGCGUGUUAUUGUCAAAAUGGAUCUAGGACUUGUAGGAACAUUUCUUCUGAUCGUCUGUAUCACGGUUCUGUUGUAUUUAAAUUCGUGGAGAAGCCACAUCAAGAAGGGAAAUCUGCCCCCUGGAUCUACAGCUCUUCCCCUGUUGGGAAAUAUUCUCCAAAUUAGCACUAAGGAAUUUCCCCAGUCCUUGCUUCAGGUGAGUUUUAUUUCACUAAUAAAAAUUGCGAGGUCCAUCACAACAACAAUUAAUUUAUCUUAUUCAAAAAGGAUUUCCUGAAUUGCUGGUUGCUUAAAGUUAAACUGUCAUUUCCCAGAUUUUUUUUAGAAUAUGUUAACUUAUUCCUGUAUUUAUUAAAUAGGUAUUUAUGAAAAGAAUUGUAAAAAGUAAAAUGUAUAAAUGUACACCUCUUUAUCCUGCAACUGGGCGCCUCCAUCGAAUGUUUUUCCUUUAUUCCUUGCUGGGAUUUUCAGUAGACUUUUCAAUGUCUCUGCAUUCCUCUGAGUAUUAGACAGUUACCUGAUGUGGAUACACUAACACUCUCCCUGUAAUUUUCACUGAAGCUGAGUGAGAAAUAUGGACCCGUGUUUACAAUUUAUCUGGCUAAUAAACGAGUAGUUAUACUUAUUGGAAAUGAAACAGUGAAAGAAGCUCUCAUUGAUCACAGUGAUGCAUUUAGCGACAGUGGUAGCUCACACCUUAAUGAAUUUUUCUUCAAAGAUUAUGGUAAGAAUCAAAUUAUAUAUAUAUAUAUAUAUAUAUAUAUAUAUAUAUAAAAGCAACAAAUUGAGAGCACUCAUUGGAUUUAGUAAACAAAAAAAUAUAUUAAAUCAAACGCAUAUAAAUCAACGUUUCGACCGUCUAGCGGUAUUUAUCAAGAUGCUAUGAGUCAUAGCAUCUUGAUAAAGACCGCUAGACGGUCGAAACGUUGAUUUAUAUGCGUUUGAUUUAAUAUAUUUUUUUGUUUACUAAAUCCAAUGAGUGCUCUCGAUUUGUUCCAUUUGUAUAUUUUGCACGGAGAGGCACCUGGUCAUUGCUGAAUUAAUGCUUUUGUUAUGGGAUGAGUGCCAGAAAUUAUUGUGAUUUAUAUAUAUAUUAUUGUGUUAUAUUUAAAUGGUCUGAUGUCCUAUACCUCAAUCUUUAAAAUGUUAAUCUAAACAAAAUAGUUGCACAUUGUUUCUUUAUUAGUAUUUACAUCAGCAAUUUAAUUCUGUUAAUUCUUCUAACCCUAUGUACAUAUACUGCAUGUGGCAAUUACAUUUACCAAAACAACUUUCCCUGGCAAUGAAUUUUAUAUCUUGAAUGAUCUUACUGUAAAGAACAAUGUUUGUGCUGACUUGGAAGCCUCAAAAUGAUUAAAUAAACCUUAGUUUAGUGAAUAACUAAAUAAAUAAAUAGUUACACUGUAAAUUCAUGGAUAAUCCAUCAGGGAAUUUUUAAGGGCAGAAUUGCUGCAAUGGUAAGCACCACUGGAUUUUGAAGUGUAUUUGGACCUUUUUAGGAGUCACUAUGAGUAAUGCAGAGAGGUAGGAAAUGAUGCAUUGAUUCUUCCUGGUUACUAGAAUAAUAUUCUCCAAAGCUUUUAGAGUAACAACUACUUUGCUCAAAAUGGUGGCAUCCAGUAUAUUUCUCCUUGUGGAUGAUUGUAGGAGUUGUCUUGAGAAAUGGGGAAAGGUGGAAGGCAAUGCAGAGAUUCGCUCUCAUGACACUGAGAAAUUUCGGAAGAGGGCCUUCAUAAAAUAUAAGGGUCAGUGGAAGCUGCAAACCUAUGGUGGAAACAUAAUCUAAGCAACAUUCCUCCUCCUCUCCAUCUUUGGUCUUCCACAGGACACAUAGACAUGGAGCCACAGGACACAUGACAUUCAGUUUACAGAAAAGAUUGACAACUUAUUCAUAAGUCUGGUCUCACCAGAUACUCACAACUUCAGAUGAUAACUUCAAAUGCUUGCUAACUCAUUUAUUAUUAUCACUAUUAUUAUUAUUAUACAUUUUAUUUAUUAUUAUUUAUAAAGGUUUAGUUACUUCCAAAGGGUUGCACAAUAGGUGACCAACAGACAUGUAUUUGUCACAAGAUGAGCUGGAUAUACAGGAACAGAGGGAAUUGAGGGACCUGCUCAAAUGAGCUUACAUUCUAGAGGUAAGGGUAUGAUGUAUUUUAUGUAGACUAAGGAUGUGCAUUAGCAAAAAAUUGGGUUCAGUUCGGUUUGGAAAUUCGGGUAAGUAAAAUUUUUUGUCUGUUUCGGCAAUUCGGACUAACGUCAACUGGUUUGGCACUUCAGAACUUUGGCACUUUGGACAUUUGUAAGCAAUCAAAUUGCACAUGUCUGUGGUCACAUGAAUGCAAGCCAACACCUUGAUAUUAUUUAUAUCCUAUCCCACCUAAACGACUCUGUGUGCCUUCAUUGGCCAAGUGUCAGUGACAAAAUCACCAAUAUUGUAAAGCGCUACAGAAUCUGUUGGUGCAAUAUAAAUGGCAAUAAUAAUAAUAAUAAUUGGCUGUCCUCUUAUAUCAAUCACAAAUAUUUCAAGAUUCCUUUCAUCAUUCACGUAAUUUUCCCUCCUUCUCUCUUGUUUUGCCACUUUUCAGAAAUUCGAAUCACUUCGGCACACAUUCGAAAUUUGCUUAUUGGUCAAGAUUCCCAUCAUUAUUUACGUAAUUUUCCCUCCCUCUCUCUUGUUUUGCCACUUUUCAGAAAUCCACAUCACUUCAGCACUUUCUGCACUUUGGAGCUUCGGAGCUUCAGAGCUUCAGAGCUUUGGCGUUUUGGAGCUUCGACACUUCCGAACUACCAAACUUCGGCACUUUGGAACUUCGGCACUUUGUAAAUUCGUAACUAUCCGAAUGUCCGAAUGGAAUGAAUUUCGUACGAAUGUACAUUCGGAAUGAAACGAAUCGCACAUCUUUUGAAGGAACUAAGACAGUGUGAGAGUCUAACAGAGCAGGGAAGGGAGUUGCAUAGGAACAGCACAGACCUAGAAAUAACAGCAGACACCAACCUCUUUGAUGGGCAACAAUUUUACAAUCGACAAGUUAGUAAGGGGAAUCUCUGUUGUUAUGCCUUGCAUUCUCCAGGCGCACCUCACACCUCAAUAUACACCUAUAAAUUAGUUUCUUUUGUGUUUGCCGUUAUACCUUUUCCGUUUUGACACUUGUGAGACAAAAAAAAAACUAGUGAUUUACAAAAAAAUAAAUAGUACUGGACAUUUAUAUGAUAAUCAGCAAUAACGAGAGCAAGUAUGUGGAGAGGAGGAUAUGACAUUACUUUAAUGGAUUACUCUAUGACAAGUCUCACAUGAUGUUACUCACAAUCAACUACUAUAUCUUUUACUGUGGAAUGUUGUAGAAUUUGUUGAACUUUAAACAUCACAUAAAAAUAUCUGCAUAAUGGAGGAUUUGGUGAUGUGUGGUGCAUAGCAUAUAGUAUAUAACAGUAUAUAUGUUAUAGCCUUAUUUUUAUCCCAGGGAAUUAAUAGUAUUUCAUCAUUGUUGGUGGGUGAGCAUUUAUUUUCCAAACAUUCCAUUCACACUUUUACAAUCAUUAUAUACUUAUUUUCUUUAAUAAACAAGGCACUGUUCGGUCAAUUUAAUCUCUUGGAAAUGUGUUCAAUUUGCAGUAGAAUUUUAUUAUUCUUUGACGAACACAAUUUUUUAGUAUUUAACUUGUUCUUGCAUGGAAUGUUCUGAGCUAUUGUUUUUUUGUAUUUAUUUUUUUAAGUUGAUACAUUUUAUGUACUUGUAUUCCCAGUAUAUCUUAUAGAAUUUCCUAUAAUUCUAAUAACAGAGACUCCUUUAGAUCCCAUAACUCUCCUGGGAUAAGCAGUGUCCAAAGUAUCUAUUGUAUUUGAGGAAAGAUAUGACUAUGAAGACAAGACUUUUCAGAAACUUUUGGCAUAAGUUAGAGAUAUCGUUAGACUGAUAAAUUCUCUUUCUGGUCAGGUGAGUUUUGGCUGAUAACAUAUGUGACUAUCGGUGCAUAUUAUGAAAAUAUUAUUCAAUUAAUCUUGACAAAUAAACUCAAAAAGCACUCUACAGUUAUUUAUUUUUAUUCCUUAGAGUUUUGCAUUCAGUUUUCUAGUAUAGCUGCUCAACAUUUUUCCAUGUGUGGGGAGAUGGAUCCCUGGACCUUACUAGAACAUGUUCACAAUUCUGAACAAUCUCACGAGAGACACUGGACACAAACUGCCCACGGGACUUCAUAGACUACUUUCUGAUAAAGAUGGACCAGGUAGGACACUGUAAUAUAAGAAUUUUCAGUUCUAAAAACGUCUAGAAUCUACAAUUAGUAUCUGUGAAAAUGAUUGGAAAAGAAGCUUUAUCAUAAUUUUACAUACUGUUCUAGGAGAAAAAUAAUCGCAAUACUGAAUUCCAUGAUGAGAAUUUAUUGUCUACCAUAAUGGAUUUAUUCUUUGCCGGCACUGAGACUUCAAGCUUAACACUAAGAUAUGGCUUCCUGAUACUUCUUAAAUAUCCAGAGAUACAAGGUAUUAUUACUCUUAUAUGUUACCCUUUAUAAAGGGGUACAGAUAGUGCUCAGAUUAAACACUAUUAGUGUGUUUAGAUUAUAUUUAUCUUAACUAGCUGCUAGACCAUAGUGUGGCCCAUGUCUUCUUUCUUUCAAUAUUUCUGACUGAGCAAACAUUUUACAGAAAUGGAAAUGAAAAUGUCUUGCUGAUUGGACCGAGGCUUCCUGUUCACAGCAUGGUAGAUAGAUUUAAUUUUAAAGACUUUUAUGAAUUAUACAGAGAUGAAAAGAUCAAAACACAAGCAAGCAGUAAGGAAAAUACAACUGAAGAAGUAGGAGUUUUAAGAAACUUGCCAUAUACAUGGCGAUUCUGAUAAAAUAGUACAAUAUACAUGAUGCAAAUAACUGCUUAUUUUAUAAUUAUUAACACAUCCAGCAGCUUGACAUUCCUGGAUUAUUUUUAGAAUAUAGAAUAUAGAGUUCUUUUACCAUUAAAUUAUAUCCAUUAUUUUUAAAUCGAGCAGCUUAUCAUCACUAACCCUGAUCAGUGUCAUUAGGAAGGACCAGGGUAGCAGUUGUGAUUUAAAGAAGAGUAUACUUGAAUACAAAUUAUAAAUCUAGUUGCAGUCUUUUUUGUUGUUGUUGUUCUUUCCAAUGGGUAUGUUUUAUAUUUCUGUGAUUACAUUGUCUUUGGUCUAUUUCAUUCAGAAAGCAUCCACAAAGAGAUAGACCGUGUGAUUGGCCAUGAUCGCUGUCCAUCAGUAGAGGACCGUAGUGAGAUGCCGUACACAGAGGCUGUGAUCCACGAAAUCCAAAGAUUUGGAGAUAUUGUGCCUCUGGGAGUACCGCAUGCAACCAGUAAAGACACGACCUUCAGAUCAUAUGACAUUCCUAAGGUCACCGAGUUUAUGUAAUAUAUAGAAAGUAAUUAAAAUAGGGAAAGUUAGAGUAAAUAUUGUUAUUAUUUUUAAAUUAUUGCCAUUUAUAAAACGCCAACUCAUUCCUCGGUGCUUUAUAAUAUUACAAGGAUAUAGAAGUGAUAUUAAUAAAACAAUUGCCAAAUAUUGUACGAAUACCUACAUUGAUAAACAAACAUUCACACACACAUAAGGCAAACAUAUAUAAUCAGUGAUUUAAAACCCCUUUAAUAACAUUGCAAAUAGUGUUAAACCACAUUUCUUGUACUUAGUAUUGGUAUAAUUUUUACUGUGUGUAUUGUAACUGUGCUGUUCAUUAAUAUAGAUCCUAAAAUUAAGACCUUUUAACCCCGUCAGGACCGGAUCAAGGAUCAAGGCUCUUUUAACACUUUUGUGGUGUUUGUAUUUAGCUGUAAUUUUCCUCUCUCUCAUUUACUGCUCCCAUACAAGUUAUAUAUUGUUUUUUUCAGGCAAAAGGGGCUUUCUUUAUAUACCAUUAUUUGUAUCAUGUCAUAUAUUGAAAAAAAUAUUUUUUGGCUUUUGCUUGAAAAGUCUUUUAAUUACCUACAAAGGCUAAUCAAAAAUCCUGCUAAAUAGAUUCAAAAUUUUGUUCUGAGUUUAAAAACACCCAGUGUUUAUGUGCUUUUUUGCUUUUUUUUCAAGUUAUAGGGCUAUAAGUACAAAUAGGAAAUUGCUGUUUCAAAAUAUUUAUGUUUAAAAUGUAUGCAUAGUGACAUUGUAACACUGUUAUCUGUCAUAAAUAUUUGAAUCACACCCCACAUGUACUUAUUUUUUUUUUAAAGUAGACAACUCAGGGUAUUCAAUAUGGGGUAUGUCCAGUCUUUUUAAGUAGCCACUUACACUCACUCACAAACACUGGCCAAAAUUAGCAUUCAUAUUUGUUUGUGUGUGAAAAAAGUAAAAAACUAAAUUGAACGCUACUUUUGGCCAGUGUUUGUGACUAAGUGGCUACUAACAAAAGAUGGGACAUACCCCAUUUGCAAUACCUUGGGUUGUUUUCUUUUGCAAAUGAUAUGCCAUCAAGGGGGUAAUUUUCAUUCCUGGGCUACCAUAUGCUCUCAAAGGCAACAUAACCAACCUGGCUAUUUUCAAUGUAAAAAUAUUUGACCCUUAUAUUUGACCCUGUAACUUUCAAAAACGCUAUAAAACCUGUACAUGUUGGGUACUGUUAUACUCAGGAGACUUUGCUGAACACAAAUAUUAGUGUUUCAAAACAGCAAAAUGUAUCACAACAAUAAUAUCAUCAGUGAAAGUGCUGUUUGUUUGUGCAAUGCAAAAAUGCAAAAAAAAAGUCACUUUCACUGACAAUAUCAUCGCUGUGAUAUGUUUUACUGUUUAGAAAAAUAAUAUCUGUGCUCAGCAAAGUCUCCCGAGUCAAACAGUACCCCCCCAUGUACAGGUUUUAGGAUAUCAUAGAAAGUUAAAAGGUAAAAUACAGUGCUAGCAAAUUAAAUUAUCUGGACUUUUGACCUGGGUUUUCAAGCAAGUCCCUCAAAUUGCAAUCAAUAAAAUUACUUAAUCAUAAAAAUAUUACAUAAAUACGCACAUAGAUUUUAAAUAUAUAUGCAUAUUUAUAUAUUUGAAGUCUUUGUGUAUAUUUAUGAAAUUAUUUAUGUAAUUUUGUAUAUGGAUAUAUAUUUAUAUAUUUCAUAUUAUUUUGAUUUAUUUAUAUAUGCAUAGAUGUAUAUAUAAUUUCAUUCUAAGUAUUUUUUGAUAUAAAUAUAUAUAUAUAUAUAUAUAUAUAUAUAUAUAUUAAUAUCAAAAUACAGUUAGAAUAAAAUUUUAUAUAUAUAUAUAUCUAUAUAAUUUUUUAAAAUUUUUAUUAUAAUUUUUACGUUUUAAAUUUAUUUAAAUUUACUUAUUAUUUAUAUUUUAUAAUAUAUAUAUAUAUAUAUAUAUAUAUAUAUAUAUAUAUACAAUAUAUAUAGUUAUUAUAUAUAUUAUAUAUAUAUACGUGUGUAAUUUAAUUAUAAGUGUAUUUUUAUAUUAAUAUAUGUAUAUACUGGGGCGGGGCCAGACCCUGGAACUCAGCGGCAGAGAUUUCUGAAAGCUCCUGCCCCGAGACCAAAAGAAGCACGAAAAUCAGGCAAUUUCCACCCGCUCUUACUGAUUUGAUCGACAGAAGCACGCAGAGGAAUACCCCUGCUCUCCACCGACGCCCGCCCAUUACUGAUCUAACUCGGGUAAGGGCUACAUGAAUACCCUGGGCCUACAUUCCACGCCAACAAUGGCAGACCUGACAUGACUGGAGAGCCUAGAAGGGGUCUCUAUGCCCCAACGGAGCCACCCUGACUGCUGAGCGAUAACAUAGAUGCGAAGCCGCAACAACCCUGAAAUGGCACGAACCUCGUCCCCGCUCCCCUACCCCAGGCCGGUGGGGGUUAUCCCGGCCACCUGUUUAAUACGCUCACUAUGACCGACACACAUUGCCCUCGUUGCUGGCCCUCUAUCCAUCUUGAGCCUGUCAGCCCCAUUCAGCAAAAAACGCACACCUAACCUCCGUACUAUACCAGCACUCGGAGGACAAGGGGGGCGCCGGAGGCACUGCGCACAGGCUCUGGGCUCUGAGUCUGUGCCGGGCUGGGACUGUGGAGCUGUCACAUACAGGUUUUGUAUUAUUUAAUAAUAAAACAGAAUAUUUUUUUACACCUAUCCUGAGUCCAGUUCCAGUAUCAUUGGAGGUCAGGGGAGGCACCCUUGGGCGAACUAUUUUCAUCCUUCUUGUGAGUUCAACCAAUUAUGCGCACAUACAUAUUGAUAUACAGUAUCACACUAUUAUUUGUUUUUAUAUUGUAGAUCUACAGCUGUAUUCUCCAUAUUGUUUGAAUCUACUAAUCAUCAGCAGGAGAUAGAAAAGUUCUAAACUAAACACACUAUGCUGUAAGGGAAGCAAAAAUCUUUAGACUCUUUUUCCGGAAGUAAGUAGAUAGUCUGUGUACUGUUUAUAGCAUAGGUAAGUAACCUUCGGCACUCCAGAUGUUGGUUACAUCAACCAUAAUGCUCUUACAUGCAUAAUGCUAGAAAAGCAUAACGGGAGAUGUAGUCCACAACAUCCGGAGUCCCGAAGGUUGCCUAAACUUGGCUUAGAGAAUUCCUUUAAACACAGGUAGAUGUAGUGCCACACAUAGUAACUAUGAAAUGUAACUGAACCAAGAAAAGAACGAAUACAGCAAUUUGUAUUGUUUUUUUUUCUUGUUUUAUAUUUUUAUUUCAUUUUUAUUUAAUUUAUUCUGUAUUUUUAUUUGUAUUUAAUUUUAAUCCCAUAUUCAUAUUUAUAUGUAUUCUUAUUAUUAUUUAUAUUUUUUAUAUUUACAUAUUUUUAAAUAUUUUUUUUUCUUUUUUUCAUACUAUAAACUCAUCUUUAUGGUUAUGUUGUAGGAUCCCUAUGCAUGUGUGCAGUACUUCCAUUCAUCUUUCCUUGUAUGUAUUGUAAUUCCAAUGAGUGAGAUAUUUGUUGCACUUUAAUUUUGGAUCUCUAGCAUUUUCCCUUUUCUUCUCCUUUUUUUUUUUCAGUAAUUUUAAGUAUUUUUUUCUUUUUAAAUGCCUAAGCAAGUUCUUCUAACUGCAAUUAAUUAUGUGUAGUGUCCAUACUAAGAAUAUGCCAUUUCUAUGUGUGGAGCAUUUGCAAUAGAUAUCUCUCUUGCUAGUUUUAGCUAACAUGUGGGCAUUAUAAAGCUCCGUUUCCUUUCUUUGCUUCCCAAGAUAUCUGAACCGUAUAGGCCACCAUCAAUAACAUUUUGUCCAUGAGAUUUAGGUGGAACGCAAUCAGUCUGUGAAAUGGAACGCACGCGUCACUAAGAGAAGCCAAUCAAAGCCGCCGCACCGGAAAUGACGCAUUCACAAAGCCGAAAACCGGAAGUGACCAAUAAAGACCGGGAAAUUCAAUUAUGGACAGCUGGGACAAUCACACAAUGCCCAUUGGACCACCAAUGAGAAGAAUAUCGCUCACAUAAAAGAUGGACUCGGGGAAAGGGGGAUUAUACUGCUUUUGUAUUUGCCUUGAUUACUUGAUUUUAUAUUGCUGCUACCAUUACAUUUGUGUAGCUUUACAUACCAGGAGGUUCUAAGGAAGUCCUUAAAGGACAAAAUGUGUAGGACCUGGUAUUAAUUUAAUUUUUAUUGUCUGUUUUUAUAUUAUUUAAUAAUGAAGCAGAAUAUUUUUUAUACCUAUCCUGAGUCCAGUACUGGUAUCAUUGGAGGAAAGCCAGCAGAUUUUGCCCUCCCCCUCUCCCCCCACCCCCCGCAUAUCAGGGGAGGCACCCUUGGGCAAACUUUUUUUAUCCUUCUUGUGAGUUCAACCUAUUAUGCACACAUAAAUAUUGAUAUACAGUAUCACACUAUUAUUCGUUUUUAUAUUGUAGAUCUACAGUGUUUGUUUUCACCACCCACUGAUUUUGUCUGGUGUUAGUGACCACUUGUUUGAACAAACUCCUGCUGAUGAUUGCAUGCAAGAGCCUACAGCUAACUCCUGUUCAUGAUUUUUUUGGAAUAAUACACUUUGCCUAUUUUUACCCAAGGCUUAAGCUACAGAUGACCGGAUGGGCAGUCUGUUUAAAAUUGGCUAACAUGUCAGCUAUUUGAAAUAAUUUACUUUAUCUAUACCCAAUGCUUAGUGAAUAUAACCCUAGACAAGAGCUGUAGAACAUCGUGUAACAAGUAACAGGUGUUAUAUCCUGUAUGUUUCAGCUGUUGGCCUUAUUUCCUGCUUUUCUGUCUUUGAUCAUAACUGCAUAGUAAUGUGUAAUUUAGAACUGAGUAGUAAAUAUCUUUAAUUCUUAGUGCGCAUGCAUAUUAAUUUGAAGUGCAUUGUUAUAGUGAAACUUAGCUUUGAGCAAGGCCCGAAUAUCUAGAUACACCUGCAAGCUUGCCAUAGGUUAAGAUGUUAAGAUAAGAUCGAUGAUUUUGUUAGGAUUGGAUAAUGCUUGUAAGACUACCCCUGUUUCCUCUUGAACAUAACCUGUUACACAGUCCAUUAAAUGUUAGAAGUCGCUUUGAACCUUACUUUGUCUUAUCUCAUUCAUUUGUGCUCCUCGCCUUAUGGUUUGGGGACAAGGAGAAAUACAGAGAGUUGCAAAUUGCUUUGAAGUCCAUGGCAUGACAUGAGGGAAAAUUCCUGACGUUGGAAAUCUUCACUAACAUGAUUAAAGUUUAAGUAACAGAACAGAAUUUAUGUACUUCUAAAGUAAACAUACUGUGCUGUAAGAUCUGAUUUCAAAUGAAACCAUUUUCAUUGAGGCUGUAUAAAUCACAUCCAGGGUAGGUGUUGCGAGGAACGCAUAAACAGAAACAAAAGUGAUUUAACUCUUAAAUGUCAGAGAAUUUAGAUUGCAGGGACAUAAUUUAUACACUUGCUUCAUUAAGCUAAAGGUGUUUUGUUGUUCCUUUAAUACAACUUAGAUUAAUGCAGGCCUCCCAACAUUCCCAACUUCACCAAGACAGUCCUGCCCCACCAUUCAGAAGUUAUUCCCUAGUGUCUUGCUUUUAGGGACACCAGCGAAUGUCCCCAUAAAGUGUAGAGCAAGUGCAUCAUUCAAUGAGAGAGCACUGUGCUCAGGGUACAAGGUCACUAAUGUUGAAAUAGUGCUCCCUAUAUGGUCCACCCUCAGUAUGCUGGCCUGUUUGAUUGGCAGGAAGUCUGGCAUGGGCAGUGACACUGGCUCACCUCCUUUUACAUCAGCCAUCAGUGUCUUAUUUCUCAGAACACUGAUGUUGGGGGGGGGGGGUAUGUCAUUGCAAUAAAGUUCUAACACAUUCUAUCUGACUCUGUACUCGCUAUGUUACGUUAGAAGUGUAUCAUUCCUCCUUUAUCCAACCUAUACCUUUACCAUGGUCGGGCGUAAGGCUCAUACUGGAUGUUAUCUCCGUCACUUGGAAUGACUGAUAUGAUAUGGAGACUUGCAGCUGAUUUGCUUUUGUCUCCAUGCAACUUAUAAAAUCUGUGAAAAGUUCCAAAUAAAUCCUCUGGAUCUGUGUUACGUUAUUCUGUCUGGGCCAUAUGUCCCCCUGCGUUGGUUGUAGAGCACUCACAAAAGAGCUCAGGAUGAAAUAUCAAUAAGAUUUAUCAUUAAUAAAUAACAACAAUAAAUAAUUAACUAGUAAGUAAGGCACAUUAAGUAGGACCUUCCAGUGGGAUGUAAAGAUCAUUAGGUAUUUUUAUUACAUGAAGUCCCUUAAAGUCAUAGUGCAGUAGUAAAGAUAUCUCUUAAAACAACUUUUUUUAUGUAAAACAUAGAAAAACAAGUGUGACAAAAUCCCCUUUUCAAGUGAGUUUGCCAUGAGUUCCUGGAGGAGCCUGCUUGCCAGCUUCCUGCCCACACACUAUGGACCUUGUAAAAUGGGAUAUAAAAGGCUCCGUUCAUGAAUUUGGACUAUAUGGUUUGGGAACCGAACAGCCGCAUGAACCGGAGACCACCCUUGUUAAGCCUAAUUGCUACUUUGUAAUAAUUUCUACCUCAGUGUUCUAAGUGUUCGUCUGGGUGGCCGCAAUUCCUACGGACGACCACAAGGUGGCGGCCAUCUUGUUCACAUGAACGCAGGCAGUGGUGUUUGGUCGUCGAGUUCAUGGAACUAUUUUCGGAGACUUAAAAUCCCGAACACCGCUGGACUUCCAUGAUCAUGGUUUGUCCCUUGUUCCAGCUAGGAAGCGGUCCUUUGGCGGAGGUACCCAGUCAGGGUACAUGGAGCUCUGCUACAACAAGAUUGAACUAAAUAAACCGAACUGAGUGAAAAAGGGAUAAAAUAUGUGAAAAUAAAUAGCUCAAUAUGAAUAGUCAACAAGUAUAUUGAUAUCUAUGUGGAUGUACCAGGAGUAGUUUAUGUAAUGUAAUCGCCUCUACGAACCGUAGUUGAUUGCUAAUCAGCAACAAUGUUAACCAAGUCAGAUUCCAACAUAAUGUGUCCAAAGUACCACCACUGAAAGACUUGGGAAAAGAGCAUGUGAGAAUUGACGAUAGUCCAAAUCCGAGACAUUGCUGCAAUAAACACUUACCGUGUUUCUCCGAAAAUAAGACCGGGUCUUAUAUUAAUUUUAGUCACAAAAAACACACUAGGGCUUAUUUUCAGGGUAGGGCUUAUUUAUUUACGGUACCGGUAUGUACAUUGAACCCCCCCUUUAAUUAAUCCACCCCCCCUUUAAUAAAUCCACCCCCCUCUAAUUAAUCCACCCCCUCUAAUUAAUCCAGCCCACCCUUUAAUUAAUUCACCCCCUCUAAUUAAUCCAGUCCACCCUUUAAUUAAUUCACCCCCCUUUAAUUAAUUCACCCCCUCUAAUUAAUCCAGCCCACCCUUUAAUUAAUUCACCACCCCUUUAAUUAAUUCACCCCCUCUAAUUAAUCCAGCCCACCCUUUAAUUAAUUCACCACCCCUUUAAUUAAUUCACCCCCUCUAAUUAAUCCAGUCCACCCUUUAAUUAAUUCACCCCCCUCUAAUUAAUCCAGCCCACCCUUUAAUUAAUUCACCACCCCUUUAAUUAAUUCACCCCCUCUAAUUAAUCCAGUCCAUCCUUUAAUUAAUUCACCCCCCUUUAAUUAAUUCACCCCCCUCUAAUUAAUCCAGCCCACCCUUUAAUUAAUUCACCCCCCUCUAAUUAAUCCAGCCCACCCUUUAAUUAAUUCACCCCCCCCACCCCCUUUAAUUAAUUCAAUUAAUCCCAGACAUAAAAUAUCUAGCGGUACUCACAUUUCAAAGAUUCCUUGCCGAGUCCGACCACUGGGAGCCUCACCGCCCGGAAAUGGAUCCUUCCGCUGAAGAUCCGUGAAGGCAGACUGACGGCGCUGCAAAAUGUCGUCAUCACGUUGCGCGACGCUCCUCCUACAGCAGAAGAAGGAAGUCUCGCCGCAAAGGUACAAUGCCUAGGUCUUAUUUUCGGGGUAGGGCUUAUAUUGCAGCCCACCCCGAAAAUCCAACUAGGGCUUAUUUUCGGGGUAGGGUUUAUUUUCGGGGAAACACGGUAAAAAAAAAAGUGGUAGAAAAAACACAUAGUUGCUACAAAUCACUCAUAACAAAAACGUGUUGAGAUGAAAAUAGCGGAGCAUAGCCUAAGUGUUCAAAGGCAUAAAAAGCCAACAAGUAAAAAAAACAAAUGUAUUUAUUUAGUUUGUAUUUAGUAUAAUCUUGUUUUUCUAUUUUUACGUAAUAAAAGUAACGUUUUAGGAGAUUCCUUACCUACUCUACUAGGACAGACUAUUCUCUUUUUAUAAAUAUUUUAAUUUCCCUUUCUCCACAGUCCCUGGUUUGUGAAUAACCCUGAGACGUUUUUUCAUUUAACACCAUAUUGUAUUUCGUACAUUAAAAACCGAAUUGCAAAGUUUAGGCUUACGUGGCCAAGCUGUGACUAGCGAAUUAAAGAUUUUACUUUGCAUUUAUUUUUUGUCCUCUAUUUUUACCUACAUGGUUUCAAUUGUUUUAAAAUCACUGAAAUUCUGUAUUUAGUAAAUAAAACUGCAAUAUGUUUUUUUAUUUACCUGGAUCGAUUUUUCUUUUCAUAAGUCGGGUCUAUAAAAACGCUAAAUGCUUGUAAUUACAAUUUACUUAUUCAAUUAAAGUUAUCAUGUUAGUACUUGGUUUUGUAUCUGUUCUUUCUAAACUUGUAACUCCUACCCCAGAACACGAUAUUAUCAUUUGUGUCUGAGUAUUACUAAGCAUGUUUUGAGAUAAGGAUUGUAUUGCAGAACUUCAUGUAACCAUUUAAACGCCCCAGCAAUAAACUCAGAUGCACCUGGCAAACCUUUUUCACUGCCAUUAGUUGACGCUGGAAUGCUGCCCAUAUAGGUACGUAGGUUGUUUGGACUCAGAAAGCCAUUUGACAGGGAAACAUUCUCCUGUUAUUGUCAUCAUGUCCCUGGGACUCGCAGCUACAUUUCUUCUGGUCUCCUUUGUCACCCUCCUGCUGUACCUAAUAACAUGGAAAGAAUUAUAUAUAUAUAUUUAUAUAUAAUAAAAAAUAAAUAAAUAUAUAGAUACGUUAAAAAAUAAAAUUAAAAAAAUAAUAAAAAAUAAAUAGAAAAAACAUAAAUAUACAUGCCUAAUUUCGUUCUAACUGUAUUUUAAAAUUAAUAUAUACAUAUUGAUAUUAAAAUGCAUGUAGAACGAAAUUAUAUAUAAAUAUCUAUAUACAUAAGUAUAUACGUAUAUAUCACUAUAUAUAUCUAUAUCUAUAUAGAUAUAUAUAUAUAUACCUAUAUAUAAAUAAAAAUAAUAAAAAAAAUAAAAAUAAUACAAAAUAAUAAAACAAAAUACAUACAUAUAUAACCCCUUAAGGACGGAGCCAAAUGUACACGCUGUGAUCAAAACAAAACGUAAACAAAACCUGGCAUUUGCACUACAUGUCUGUCCAACCGUAAUCCACCUCUUUCAUAUUAAAUGCACCCACCCUUAUUAUAUAUCAUUUUAUUCAGGGGAAACAGGGCUUUUAUUUAAAUAUUUACCAAUUAAAUAUAAUUUAAUGUGAAAAAAAUAUUUAAUAAAUGGGAGAAAAUUAGAUUUUUUUUUUAGUUCUACUUGACAUUUUAACUGUGAACGUCAUAAUACUGUUUACUUUUACUCCAAUGAAAUACACACAUUUUUAUUCAGUGAUGUCUCACCUGUAAAACAGUUUUGGGAAGUUACAGGGUCAAAUAUAGCAUGUUACAUUUUUCAGUUUUUCCAUAUUGAAAUUCGCCAGAUUGAUUACGUUGCCUUUGAGACGGUAUUGUAGCUCAGGAAUGAAAAUUAUCCUCAUGAUGGCAUACCAUUUGCAGUGUAAGUGUAAGUACAUUUUACUGUUUUGAUACACUUAUUUUUGUGUUCAGCGAAGUCUCCCGAGUAGAACAGUACCCCCCAUGUACAGGUUUUAUGGUGUCUUAGAAAGUUAUAGGGUUAAAUAUAGUGCUACCAAAUUAAAUUCCUGGACUUUCGGCCUGGGUGUCAGGCAGGGCCCGCAAAUUGUAAUUAAUAAAAUGACCUAAGUAUGUAAAAAUAUUAUGUAAACAUAUACAAAGAAUUAAUAUAUAUAUAUAUAUAUAUAUAUAUAUAUAUAUAUGUGUGUAUAUAUAUAUAUAUAUAACAUAUUUUUAUGUUUAUAUAUAUAUAUAUAAAAAAAAUGUAAAUUAUUUUUAUUUAUAUAUAGGUAUAAAUAUAUAUAUAUAUAUAUAUAUAUAUAUAUCUAUAUAUAUAUAUAUAGUGAUAUAUACAUAUAUACUUAUGUAUAUAUAUAUAUAUAUAUAUAUUAUUUCGUUCUAAGUGUAUUUUGAUAUCAAUAUAUAUAUGUAUAUUAAUAUCAAAAUACAGUUAGAACUUAAUUAUAUUAAUUUUUUUAAAGUAUUAAUUUUUUUUAUAUUAUAUAUAAAUAUAUAUAUAUAUAUAUAAUUAUAAUUAUACAUAUAUACAUAUUUUAAUCAAUAUCAUUGUACGUGUAUUUUGAUAUUUAUAUAUAUAAUUAUAUUUAUAUUAAUAUUAAAAUACACACAGGAGGGCCGGAAUGGAAGCAGGGGGACUCCCUGGGAUGCCAGGUGAGUCCCCCCACCAUGAUUGCCAGCGUGUGGAUCACUGGCGACCGGGUAAGUGAAUAGGAUGGUGGGGACGUUCUAUGCCGCCCUCUGGCAUUUAGGACUGAGUCCCCAAGGACGGCAUAAGGGGGGGGGGGUGCAAUGUUUAUCUCACAUUGCUAUUUAGAGCCUGGCCAAUAGUACUUUUAUUACACACCACCUUAAUGAUAGAACUUCAUCAAGAGCAGGACCUUAUAGGAAAAUAAUCCAUAUGUUAAUUGCCAAUAAAAGGGACUGGAUUCCAAUUUAAAACUUUCACAUUAUUAAACAUAUAUUCAGCCUUAGUCUCCAAUUUACCAAGUCAACAGACAUUCAUAUCUAGCGUUCAAAGGUUCAAAUGAAAUAUUAAGUAAUUCAAUGCUGUUCUGCAAUACAAAUAUAAAUGACACCAAGGACAUAGUUCAAACCAAGUCACAAGCGUGUUAUUGUCAAUAUGGAUCUAGGACUUGUAGGAGCAUUUCUUCUGAUCGUCUGUAUCACGGUUCUGUUGUAUUUAAAUUCGUGGAGAAGCCACAUCAAGAAGGGAAAUCUGCCCCCUGGACCUACAGCUCUGCCCCUGUUGGGAAAUAUUCUCCAAAUUAGCACUAAGGAAUUGCCUCAGUCCCUGCUUCAGGUAAGUUUUAUUUCACUAAUAAAAAUUGCGAGGUCCAUCACAACACCAAUUAAUUUCUCUUACAGGCUGUUUAAAAAUGAUUUUCUGAAUUUUUAUUUCACAGACUGCGUUUAAAUUGAAUAGUGUGAGUUUAAAUCUGUGAAUUUAACAUUUAGGCUUUAUUUAAUGUACACCUAGAAAAUAAAACUAUCCAUUCAUCCAUCCACAAACCCACCCACCCACCCACGUACCUACCCAUCCACCCACCCACCCAUCCAUAUCCACCCACCUAUCUAUCUAUCUAUCUAUCUAUCUAUCUCAUUUCAAAAUUUCUCAUAACAGAAACUGAGUCUCUUGCUUUUUGGAAUUGCGUAAAACAGUUCUUCAAAAUAACAACUUACAUAACGGUAACAGUAACUCAUAACAUCUGGGAAGACUGCUGGGUAAUGCAAGUCUUGGUUUUCUUUGACAUGUUGCUUGACAUAUCACUAAUGGGAGUGGUAAAAAAAGAUAGAGAGACUGGAGCUGUGGGGUGUUACAACCUGUCAAGAACUGUGGCUGUAGCAUGAAAGGAAGCAUGUAUGUAUGUGACUGUAGUGUAGUGUGUUUGUGUGCGUGUGAGUCUUUGUCUAUAUAUGUUUUUGUGUAUCUGUUUGUGUUUCAUUCCCUCACAAAGAUCUAUCUAUCUAUCUCUCUGAAGCUGAGUGAGAAAUAUGGACCCGUGUAUACGAUUUAUCUGGCUAAUAAACGAGUAGUCGUAAUUAUUGGAUAUGAAACGGUGAAAGAGGCUCUCGUUGAUCACAGUGAUGCAUUUAGCGACAGAGGUAGCUCAGACCUUAAUGAUUUUAUCUUCAAAGAUUACGGUAAGAAUCCAAGUAUUAUAUUUUAAUGGUCUGAAGUCCUACACCGCAAUACUUUACAAAAAAUAAUCUAAACAAAAUGGUUGCACAUCGUUUCUCUAUUAAUAUUUACAUCAGCAAUUUAAUGCUGUUAAUUCGUCUAACCCUAUGUACAUAUAUUGAAUGUGGCAAAACAUUUUACCACUCCAGCUUUCCCUGGCAGUGAAUUACAUAUCUUGACUGAUCUUACUAUAAAUAACAAUGUUUGUUCUGACAUGGAAGCCUCAAUAUGUAUAAAUAAACCUUAGUUUAGUGAAUAAAUAAAUAAAUACGUCCACUGUAAAUUCAUGGGAAAUCCAUCAGGAAAAUUUUAAGGGCAGAAUGGUAAAGGUCCGUGGCAUUUUGAAGUGUAUUUGGAACUUUUUAGGAGUCAUUAUGAGUAAUGCAGAUGCAUUGAUUCUUCCUGAUGGCUAGAAUAAUAUUCUCCAAAGCUUUUAGUGUAAUAACUAUUUGCUAAAAAUGGUGGCAUCCAGUAUAUUUCUCUUUGUGGUUGUUUGUAGGAGUGAUCAUGAGCAAUGGGGAAAGGUGGAAGGCAAUGCGGAGAUUCGCUCUCAUGACAUUGAGAAAUUUUGGAAUGGGGAAGAGAAGCGUUGAGGAGAGAAUCCAAGAGGAAGCUCAGUAUCUUUCUGAAGCCUUCAGGAAGUAUAAAGGUCAGUAGAAGCUGCAAACCUAUAUUGGAAACAUAAUCUAAGCAAAAUUCCUCCUACUCUCCAUCUCUGGUCUUCCAGGAUAGAGGAACUCAGAGCCACAGGACACAUGACAUUCAGUUUACAGAAAAAAAUGACAACUUAUACAUAAGUCUGGUCUCACUGGAUACUCACAAUUUCAGAUGAUACCUUCAAAUACUUGCUAACUAAUUUAUUAUUAUUACUAUUAUUAUAUCAUUAUUAUAAGUUUUAUUUAGUAUUAUUUGUAAAGUGUCAGUUAAUUACAAAGGGUUGCACAAUAGAUGACCAACAGAUAUUUAUUUGCAACAAGAUGGAUGUACAGGAACAGAGGGCAUUGAUGGACCUGCUUCAAAUGAGCUUACAUUCUAGAAGUGAGGGUAUGAUGUAUUUAAUAUACACUAGGGAUGUGCAUUAGCAAAAAAUUAAUUUUGUUUUGCUUCAGAAAUUCAGGUAAGUAACAAAAUGUGUCUUCUUCAGCAAUUCGGACCAAUUGCAUUCCGUUCGGUUCGGCACAUCAGAACAUUGGCGCUUUGGAACUUCGGCACUUCAGACAUUUGUAAGCAUCCAAUUUGUAAAAGUCUGUGGUCACAUGAAUACAAGCCAACACCCUGGCAGCCUAAUGUAUAUACUAUCCCACCUAAACGACUCUGUGUGCCAAGUGUCAGUGACAAAAUCACCAAUAUUGUAAAGCGCUACGAAAUCUAUUGUCGCUAUAUAAAUGGCAAUAAUAAUAAUAAUUGGCUGUCCUCUUACAUCAAUCACAAAUAUUUUAAGAUUCCUUUCAUCAUUCACGUAAUUUUCCCGCCUUCUCUCUUGUUUUGCCACUUUUCAGAAAUCCGAAUCACUUCGGCACUUUGGAGCUUCGGAGUGUCAGAGUUUCGGCGUUUCGGUGCUUCGGCACUUCCGAAAUACCGAACUUCGGCACUUUGGAACUUCGGCACUUUGUAAAUUCGUAACUAUCCGAAUGUCCGAAUGGCAUGAAUUUCGUACGAAUGUACAUUCGGAAUGAAACGAAUCGCACAUCUUUUGAAGGAACUAAGACAGUGUGAGAGUCUAACAGAGCAGGGAAGGGAGUUGCAUAGGAACAGCACAGCCCUAGAAAUAACAGCAGACACCAACCUCUUUGAUGGGCAACAAUUUUACAAUCGACAAGUUAGUAAGGGGAAUCUCUGUUGUUAUGCCUUGCAUUCUCCAGGCGCACCUCACACCUCAAUAUACACCUAUAAAUUAGUUUCUUUUGUGUUUGCCGUUAUACCUUUUCCGUUUUGACACUUGUGAGACAAAAAAAAAACUAGCGAUUUACAAAAAAAUAAAUAGUACUGGACAUUUAUAUGAUAAUCAGCAAUAACGAGAGCAAGUAUGUGGAGAGGAGGAUAUGACAUUACUUUAAUGGAUUACUCUAUGACAAGUCUCACAUGAUGUUACUCACAAUCAACUACUAUAUAUUUUACUGUGGAAUGUUGUAGAAUUUGUUGAACUUUAAACAUCACAUAAAAAUAUCUGCAUAAUGGAGGAUUUGGUGAUGUGUGGUGCAUAGCAUAUAGUAUAUAACAGUAUAUAUGUUAUAGCCUUAUUUUUAUCCCAGGGAAUUAAUAGUAUUUGAUCAUUGUUGGUGGGUGAGCAUUUAUUUUCCAAACAUUCCAUUCACACUUUUACAAUCAUUAUAUACUUAUUUCCUUUAAUAAAGUAGGCACUGCUCAGUCUAUUUAAUCUCUUGGAAAUGUGUUCAAUUUGCAGUAAAAUUAUAUUAUUCUUUGACGAACACAAUUUUUGAGUAUUUAACUUGUUCUUGCAUGGAGUGUUCUGAGAUAUUGUUUUUUUUUUUAAAGAUGAUACAUUUUAUGUACUUGUAUUCCAAGUAUAUCUUUUAACAUUUCCUAUAAUUCUAAUAACAGAGACUCCUUUAGAUCCCAUAACUCUCCUGGGACAAGCAGUGUCCAAUGUGAUUGUAUCUAUUGUAUUUGGAGAAAGAUAUGACUACGAAGACAAGAAAUUUCAGAAACUUUUGGCAUAUGUUAGAGAUAUCGCUAGACUGGUAAAUUCUCCUUCUGGUCAGGUGAGUUUUGGCUGAUAACAUAUGUGACUAUCGGUGCAUAUUAUGAAAAUAUUAUUGAAUUAAUCUUGACAAAUAUACCCAAAAAGCACACUGCAGUUAUUGAUUUGUUUUCCUUAGAGGAGAUCCAUCUUUGUUUAUUAUUAACCAUCUGUUUUCUAUUAUAGCUGCUCAACAUUUUUCCACAUGUGGGGAGAUGGAUCCCUGGACCUCAUCAGAACAUUUUCACAAUUCUGAAUAAACUCAGAGGGUUUUUUAAAGAUCUGGCACAAUCUCACCGAGAGACACUGGACACAAACUGCCCACGGGAUUUCAUAGACUGCUUUCUGAUAAAGAUGGACCAGGUAGGACACUGUAAUAUAAGAAUUUUCAGUUCUAAAAUCAUCUAGAUUCUACAAUUAGUAUCUAUGAAAAUGAUUGGAAAAGAAGCUUUAUCAUAACUUUACAUUCUGUUCUAGGAGAAAAAUAAUCGCAAUACUGAAUUCCAUGAUGAGAAUUUAUUGUCUACCAUAAUGGAUUUAUUCUUGGCCGGCACUGAGACCUCAAGCUUAACACUAAGAUAUGGCUUCCUGAUACUUCUUAAAUAUCCAGAGAUACAAGGUAUUAUUACUCUUAUAUGUUACCCUUUAUAAAAGGGUACAGAUAGUGCUCAGAGUGAACACUAUUAGUGUGUUUAGAUUAUAUUUAUCUUAACUAGCUGCUAAGCCAUAGUGUGGCCCAUGUCUUCUUUCUUUCAAUAUUUCUGACUGAGCAAACAUUUUACAGAAAUGGAAAUGAAAAUGUCUUGCUGAUUGGACCGAGGCUUCCUGUUCACAGCAUGGUAGAUAGAUAUAAUUUUAAAGACUUUUAUGAAUUAUACAGAGAUGAAAAGAUCAAAACACAAGCAAACAGUAAGGAAAAUACAACUGAAGAAGUGGGAGUUUUAAGAAACUUGCCAUAUACAUGGCGAUUCUGAUAAAAUAGUACAAUAUACAUGAUGCAAAUAACUGCUUAUUUUAUAAUUAUUAACACAUCCAGCAGCUUGACAUUUCUGGAUUAAUUUUAGAAUAUAGAAUAUAGAGUUCUUUUACCAUUAAAUUAUAUCCAUUAUUUUUAAAUCGAGCAGCUUAUCAUCACUAACCCUGGUCAGUGUCAUUAGGAAGGACCAGGGUAGCAGUUGUGAUUUAAAGAAGAGUAUACUUUAAUCCAAAUAAUAAAUCAAGUUGCAGUCUUUUUUUGUUGUUGUUCUUUCCUAUGGGUAUGUUUUAUAUUUCUGUGAUUACAUUGUCUUUGGUCUAUUUCAUUCAGAAAGCAUCCACAAAGAGAUAGACCGUGUGAUUGGCCAUGAUCGCUGUCCAUCAGUAGAGGACCGUAGUGAGAUGCCGUACACAGAGGCUGUGAUCCACGAAAUCCAAAGAUUUGGCGAUAUUGUGCCUCUGGGAGUACCGCAUGCAACCAGUAAAGACACGACCUUCAGAGGAUAUGACAUUCCUAAGGUCACUGACUUUACGUAAUAUAUAGAAAGUAUUUUAGAGUAAUUAUUAUUAUUAUUGCCAUUUAUAUAGCGCCAACUUAUUCUUCAGUGCUUUAUAAUAUUACAAGGAUAUAGAAGUGAUAUUAAUAAAACAAUUGUAAAAUAUUGUAGCCAUAUGUAAAUGAGAUGGGUCGAUAUCUAGAUAUUUAAACAGACAGAAAGGAAGACAGAAAGAUAGAUAGAUAGACAGAUAGAUAGAUGAUAGAUAGAUAGAUAGACAGACAGAUAUACAGACACAAACUCUCCCACACACAUAAGGCAAACAUAUAUAAUAAGUGAUUUAAAAACCCUUUAAAAACAUUGCAAAAAGUGUUAAACCGCAUUUCUUAUACUUAGUAUUGGUAUACUUUUUACUGUGUGUAUUGUAACUGUGCUGUUCAUACAUGCGGAUCCUAAAAUUAAGACCUAUUAAGAUUUGUAUAAAUGCUUUCUAUUUUUUGCCGUUUCCUAAUAUUUCCGACUUUUAUAAAGCUUUUAUAGAUCUGUUUUACACCCUCUGUAUAACUUUAUACAUUAUCGUCUACUAUUUGAACGCUUUCACCCUCCUUGGACAUUUCCAUAUUUUGUAGACACAAUCUAGACCAACCAAGGAGUAACCAUUUUACCAUCUAUUUUACACAACAGCCAACACUUUCAAUGUACAAACCAAAUUAUUUUUCAUUUUAACGCUGCAUUGUUACACUACACAAUGUGGAAAUAUCCAAGAUGGGUUAAAUACUUACUAUUGUAUUGUAUCACUUUCUGCUUCUAACUCACUCCUCUUUCCAACAUACCAUUCAUAUCAAUAAAUCUCUUGUCCCAGUAGACUAUUCCAUGUUAACCCACAUUCUUUUACUACCAGAGCUACCUGCCCUGCUCUCUCGUGUACCAUUGCAAUAAAUACGGUCUAUUUAUGGUUUAUCGCUACCUGGUCAGUGCUUUCUCCCCUUUUAAUAUGGUGUUUGAUGUCAGUCAUGGCUGUAACAUGUCACGUGCUCUAUGCCUGUCUUGUGUAGAAAAAUGAAUAACUUUUUUGACAUCUAAACAGCAGUGAUGGCAAGUGUGCCAUAGAUUCCCCAUCACUGCUCAAGGAAUGUACAGGGAAUGUUGACCAUCAUAUUUUUAGGACACUGAUUUGAUUUAGUUAAAAGUUGGAAAAUAUAAAUCUCGCCCUUGUUUUUUAUAUGACUACUAUGUGUUUAUAGAUAUAAAAAAUAGAAAUGAGACAGCGCUAGAUAACUUAUAGGCAGCAGCCUUUAAAAGGGGAUCCCUCAGACCCUUUAAAACUGGAUAAAUAAAAAAUAAUAGAAAAAGGCUGUGCACACAAGUAAAAAUGAAGUCCAAUGUAAAGGAAAAGAAAAGUCCCAAUGUUUAUCCUUACAAAUGGUCUUUGCUAAUGGCGUUCUUCUCUUAAUGUAGCGGUUCCACUUAUAUGAAAGAGAAAAAAGGAGAGAGAAGGGCGACCAAUAGUGUAGUAUAUAAAAUUCUGGUGUGGACGUAAAAAAUAAUAAUAGUAUAGAACUCACAUUUACCAGAGCUAUUGUCCUAGCUCUGGGGUAAGACAGAGAGGAACCCAUCCAAAUCCCAUAAGCGGGGAUUAAACCGCUGCAUGCGUCUUACCCCAGAGCUAGGACAAUAGCUCUGGUAAAUGUGAGUUCUAUACUAUUAUUAUUUUUUACGUCCACACCAGAAUUUUAUAUACUACACUAUUGGUCGCCCUUCUCUCUCCUUUUUUCUCUUUCAUAUAAGUGGAACCGCUACAUUAAGAGAAGAACGCCAUUAGCAAAGACCAUUUGUAAGGAUAAACAUUGGGACUUUUCUUUUCCUUUACAUUGGACUUCAUUUUUACUUGUGUGCGCAGCCUUUUUCUAUUAUUUUUUAUUUGUGUUUAUAGAUAUAUCUUUAUAUUUGAAUUACAGGGUACUAUGAUUUUCCCUAUACUGACUUCUGUCCUGAAGGACCCCAAGUACUUCAAAAACCCCACUUCAUUCGACCCUGGUCAUUUUCUGGAUGAAAACAGCUGCUUUAAAAAGAAUGAAGCGUUCAUACCAUUUUCUGCAGGUAAAUACAUCAAAGUUGAGGUUUAUUGAGUCUUAUUGAGAUUUUUAUAGGGAAUUCUACUAUGUGGACUAACGUGUUAGUAAACUUGUUUCUGCAUGCAUGUUUAUGUGUGUGUUUGUUUUUUUGUGUUAGUUUGUAUGUUUUUUUCAGGGCUGUCAGAAGCUUGAAAAGAUUUGAUUUUUUUUAGAAUAUUUAAAAUUGAAAGAUUGUAAUUAAAACAUUUGCUAUGAUUUAUUUAUAUUUUAACAAGUUAGCCAAAUGACAUAGCAAUCUUUCUACAUUUUGUUGUAACAUUUUGUUGAAGCUACAUUCAGUGCAUAUCUUUCCAUAAUUCACCCUCCAGGUAAACGUGUGUGUGCAGGGGAGGGUUUGGCACGUAUGGAGAUCUUUCUAUUCCUCACCACCAUCUUGCAGAAGUUCACCUUAAAGCCAACAGUGAACAAAAAGGACAUUGAAAUAAAUCCAGAGCCAGGAAGCAACGCUUCAAGACCUUGCCUAUACCAAAUGUAUGCUGUGCCUCGCUCACAUCCCUAGAUGGGCUAAUUAAUCAUCAAUAUUAUGAUAACUUGAUAAGAAACACACCAUAUUGAAAAUAUUCUACUUAAAAUAUUGAAUGACCUCUUCAUUUUCUUUUUUGCUCUUUUGACAAGUUGAGUAUGUUAUUCCUUUAAUUCUUGUCUUAUUAUUUCAGUCAUUAGCCCAUGGUUCACAGUGAGCACCAGCUGUCAUGUGAAUAUUUUAAUGUGGACAUCACAUCACAUCAGAAAUCUAACACCUCCCCACAUUCAAAUGUGUUUUGUUGCCUUUGUAAACAUUUUAAAAUCUUUGGUUUAAUUAAUAACACUAAUUAUUAUUGUAAAAUGACUUUAGGGUGCAUUCCACUCAUACAGCUGUACAAAUAUUAAACUUAUCUUCAGCAAAAAAAAUUUUUCAAUUGAACUACUUUGUCGAAUUUUUUUUUUUUUAGACUGGCUGAAUUUUGGUCACAUGAAGAUUUGGCUAGUUCGAAUUUAGGUAACGAAAAGUAUUCAAUAAAAUUAAUCAGAUGAACCAAGAAGGCGCGAAAUUGGGCCUAUCAAUGUCCUGCGUAAUAUAUGUAUAAUAUAAAUACUAUGUAUAUAUUUACAAUACACCCAUAGGUGCAUUAUGCUGCCUUUUGGUUAACAGAUCAAUUGAGAAAAAGUAACCACUAGUCGGAAAAAGAGGAGGAGCAGUAAAAUAAAAAAAGCUUUGCUUAUUUAUAUAUUAUAUAUUUAUAAAAAAUGUAAUAUAUAUAUAUAGUUAUAUAAAUAUAUCCAUAUUUUUAAUUUCUUUAUUAUUUUUUUACUGCACUUUCAUUUUUCACUUGAUCUGUGUAUAAAAUUGAUAUUUAGUGACUGUUCCUUUAAUUAUAAUUUUUUAACCACAAGCUCUCUCUUUUUUUGGUGUCAUGAGCGAAUUCCAAAACACAAAUGAAAACAAACAUGCUUGUUCAUUGCUGUCGAAAAAGCUAAAGGGUAUUCAAUGCUAAGCUUUAACUUGAAUAGUCCAAACGGCAGCUAAAUCACCAGAGCCGGGGUCUCUCGUCCCGUCCACAAACAGAUGAAAGUACAAGGAGAGGUGCAGCACCUAAUGUGUCCAUAAAAAUAUAUGUAUAAAAGCAGGGACAAAAAGAAAAAAGGGAAAAUAUAUAGUGUAGUAUGUCACUGUCCAAAUAAAUAGAAUAAAACAAAAGAAAUACACUCACAAUUUCCAGGAGCUAAAAUUGUAGCUCCAACGUGAAUGCCUGGGCUUAAAAAUCCCUGCCUAUGGCUAUAGUGUGGUUCCUGGUGGGUGCAGUCACUCAAAUGGUGGAAACAUAAGCAGCUCUGUGGAUAUGGGCUUAGGUUAUUAUAGUGUAGUGCCCACUUGUAAUUAUAGAUCAUGGUCUUUUCCCUCCAGAAAUAUAUGAGAAAAAAGAAAAACCAAAAUAUUUGUACCGUAAAGCACAGAAUGUAAUUAAAGUGGUAAGAAAUUUACUCACAUUUGAUGGAGCAGAUGUGGACUGCUCUAUUCCUCGGGCUUGGGUGGUACAAUCCCCACCACGGAUACAGUAGUUCAAGCAGAAUAGCAGCAAAGGUUGGUCCAAUAAAAAAAGUACUUUCAUUUAAAGGUAAUUAAUAUAAAAAUAUAAAACAAGACAAAAUACACUCAAAUUGUUGUAUUCAUUCUUUUCUUGGUUUAGUUACAUUUCAUAGCUACUAUGUGUGGCACUACAUCUACCUGUGUUUAAAGGAAUUCUCUAAGCCAGGUUUAGGCAACCUGGCUUAGAGAGAUGUUGUGGACUACAUCUCCCCUGAUGCUUUUCUAGCAUUAUGCCGGAACGUCUAGCCUUGACUUAUCCUUCUUCUGAGACAACAACGGUUACUCCUCCCGAGCCAAUGCAAUUAGGAGUUACACGAUUGUCUGAGACAGAGAGACAAAACCGUAGAAGGGAGGGGUUAUGCUUGUAUUGCGGUAAGAAAGGACAUUCCCGCUUUACAUGUCCUAACCGACCGGAAAACUCCCGCACCUAAGCCCUAAAGGGGCCUUGGGUGUUAUGUGUAUGUCCUCCUUCAAUGAUAAGAGAGAUCUUAGGCUUCUUCUACCAAUAACUAUUGAAUGGGAAAGAAAAAGGGUAUCUACCACUGCUUUAAUAGAUUUUGUGGAUCACGAAUUCGGUAAAAAACAUGCUCUCCCAUUCCAAACUAGAUCUGCACCCUUGGCCAUUGAGGCCAUAGAUGGUAGACCACUGUCGGUACCUCUGAUCACUCAAGAAACUACUCCUCUGGUAUUGUCCGUAGGUUUCCUUCAUAAGGAGGUUAUAACCAUGCAACAAAUAACUUCUCCCAUUUUUCCUGUUAUCCUUGGUUUUCCUUGGCUAUCCCAGCAUAAUCCUUUAAUUGACUGGGAAAGAAAAGAAAUUCUAAAAUGGGGAGAUUCUUGUUUCAGAAGGUGCAUUACCCCAAGUAAACCAGUAGGUCUGAUUAAUAUACCUACUAUGGAACCCUUAACCACUCAGAUACCCAAACAAUAUUCUGAUAAAGCUAUCUGAUAAAGCUAUCUUUGAACCAUGAGAAGCAGAAAAAUUACCACCUCACCGUGCAUACGACUGUGCCACCGACCUGUUACCCAGCACUAUGCCCCCUAGAGGCACUGUGUAUCCCCUUUCUAUAGCUGAGAAUAAAGUAUUAGAAGAAUACAUUAAAGAAAAUUUAAGAAAAGGGUUUAUUACUAAAUCAUCAUCUCCAGCGGGCGCCAUUUUUUUCUUUGUUUCCAAAAAGGAGGUAGAUUUAAGACCCUGCAUUGAUUAUAGAGGAUUAAAUAAGAUAACUAUACAGAACGCUUAUUCGAUUCUAUUAGUUACUGAACUCUUCGACAGGUUGAAAGGAGCAACUAUCUUUUCUAAAUUGGACUUGCGGGGAGCAUAUAAAUGAAUCAGGAUUAAGAAAGGGCAUGAAUGGAAGACCGCAUUUAAUACUCGCUAUGGUCGCUACGAGUACCGGGUUAUGCCCUUCGGGUUAUGUAAGGCCCCUGCAGUCUUCCAAGACUUCAUUAAUGAUGUUUUAAGAGAUUAUUUACAGAUGUUUGUAAUAGUCUAUCUGGACGAUAUAUUGAUCUACUCUAAAAACAUGGAAGAACACUAUAAACACGUCAGGUUAGUUCUUUCUAAAUUAUAAAAAAUGGACUCUAUUGUAAGCAAGAGAAAUGCUUGUUUCAUAAAGAUGAAGUGCAUUUCCUAGGUUACAUCAUAUCAGGAACCGGUUUUCAAAUGGAACCAAAAAAGCUAGAAGCUAUUCAGCAAUGGCCCUUGCCCGUUGGACCGUUGGACUUAAAGCCAUCCAACGCUUCCUGGGGUUUGCUAAUUAUUACCGGAAAUUUAUUAAGGGGUUCUCCUCUAUAACCGCCCCAAUUACUGCCAUGACUAAAAAGGGAAGGAAUCAUAUGGAAUGGGGUCUAGAGGCUAAAAGAGCUUUUGAGAGGUUAAAAGAGUUAAAAAUACGAAAGCUGAUGCCCUAUCCCGCCAAUAUGAACAUUUAUCACCUCCCGAAGACGUGUUGUCUUCUAUAAUCCCUACUGACCACAUAAUAGCCACUGUACAUGAUAAAAUCUCUUCGGGAUUGAUGGAAGAACUUUCUAAAUUCCAGUAUCGUUCUUCAUUGACUGUUCCCCGGGGAAAAUUGUACGUGCCCUUAACCUAUCGCAAUAGAGUCUUCUCCCUAGUGCAUGAUUCCAAAUUGUCAGGGCACUCAGGAAUACAUAAAACUGAAUCGUUGCUUGAGAAACAGUUCUGGUGGCCUUCAUACAAGAAAGAUGUUCGUGAAUUUGUUCUUGCAUGUAGUAUCUGUUCCUCGACUAAAUCUCCCAAAGGCCGUCCUUUUGGUCUUCUCAUGCCAUUGCCGAUUCCAAAUACACCCUGGUCAAGUAUUGCUCUGGAUUUUGUAGUGGACCUUCCUCAUUCUAAGAAUCACAGCGUUAUAUUGACUGUUAUAGACAGAUUCUCUCAAAUGUCCCAUCUGGUCCCACUUGUCAAAUUACCUUCUCCUUCCGAACUGGCUUCUAUGUUUAUGGCUUCUUAAGGGAAGUUGUCCGGUUACAUGGAAUACCCCAAGAUAUUGUUUCCGACAGGGGUCCGCAAUUUGUUUCACGGUUCUGGAGAGCAUUUUGUAAACAAUUGGGUAUCAACCUUAGUCUUUCUUCUUCCUACCAUCCCCAAUCAAAUGGGGUUACGGAAAGAAUAAAUCAAUGUCUAGAACAGUAUAUCCACUGUUUUACUUCGGAACAUCAAGAUGAUUGGGUUGAGUUGCUGCCAUGGGCAGAAUUUGCCCACAACAAUCAGGUGUAUGAAUCUACUCAACACAGUCCCUUUUUUAUCAAUUACGGUUUUAACCAUUCUACCCCUCUGAGUUCCUUUUCUUCUACUGGAAUGCCAAGUGUGGACAGCACUGUCCGGAAUAUGAAGGAAACUUGGUUAGGAGUUAAACAGAUCUUGAUUCAAAGGGUCAAGAUUCAAAAAAUCAAUGCGGAUAGGCACCGAAGGGCUGCCCCCACAUUCAGUACUCGUAACAUAAAACUUAAAGUCCCGUCCAUGAAGUUUGCACCACGUUUUAUAGGACCUUUGCGGAUCAUUCAACGCAUCAACCCUGUAUGUUAUAGACUGCAUUUGCCAUCUACCAUGAAGAUUCCUAACUCAUUUCAUGUGUCUCUUCUCAAGCCCUUAAUAUGUAAUCGUUUUACUCGAAGUCCCUCGAAACCUCUUCCUCCUGUUGUUGUAGAGCAAAACGAAUAUGAGGUAAAGUCCAUUUUGAAUUCCCAUAUUUCUAGAUGGGGGCUUCAAUAUCUCUUGGAUUGGAAGGGUUAUGGUCCCGUGGAAUGCCCCCCGCCUGGUUCAUUUAUUUGAAAGGAGGCAUUCUGCCCUCACAGUGGGCGGUUCUAGAGGGGGGGGUACUGUGACGAUGCCUUACCUUUCCUCCUCGGUCCCGCGCCACACAGCAUCCUCUUCCAGUGAGCGGCACAGCCCUUCUGACGCCGGCCGCUCACAUCGCACAUAUUUUUACAAGUAUAUGCCGACGUACGUCACACGCGUCAUACGCGACCACGCCCCCAGACCUUCUGGGGGUGUGGUUUUAAAGCAAUAUACCCCACACUAUAAAAGGGCGUCCCUGUCACUUGAGAGGCGGUUCUUGUUAGUACCUCUAGUGCUUAUACUCUCCUUUAGUGUUGAUUCCCUUGUUAUUGACUUUUGGCUUUCCCUUUUGACUACUCUGCUCUCUGGUUUCCCAUACUUUGGCUAGGUCUUAUCAUUUAUCCAUCUUCUGUACUUCCUUGAUCUCUGGCUAUCCAUUUGACUACUUAGUCCGGCCACUCUAAGGUAUACGUUCUUCUCUGGGUUACACUCUGUGAGAAGGGGUCACUAUCUUGACAAGUGUAGUCCAAGUGCAUCAUUCAAUGAGAGAGCACUGUGCUCAGAGCACAUGGUCACUAAUGUUGAAAUAGUGCUCCCUGUAUGGUCCACCCUCAGUGUGCUGGCCUAUUUGAUUGGCAGGCAGCCUGGCAUGGGCAGUGACACUGGCUCACCUCCUUUUACAUCAGCCAUCAGUGUCCUAUUUCUCAGAACACUGAUGUUGGGGGGGUAUGUAAUUGCAAUAAACACAUUCUAUCUGACUCUGUACUCGCUAUGUUACAUUAGAAGUUUAUCAUUCCUCCUUUAUCCAACCUAUACCUUUAUCAUGGUCGGGCGUGAGGCUCAUACUGGAUGUUAUCUCCGUCACUUGCAAUGACUGAUAUGAUAUGGAGACUUGCAGCUGAUUUGCUUUUGUCUCCAUUCAGCUUAUAAAAUCUGUGAAAAGUUCCAAAUAAAUCCUCUGGAUCUGUGUUACGUUAUUCUGUCUGGGCCAUAUGUCCCCCUGCGUUGGUUGUAGAGCACUCACAAAAGAGCUAAGGAUGAAAUAUCAAUAAGAUUUAUCAAUAAUAAAUAACAACAAUAAAUAAUUAACUAGUAAGUAAGGCACAUUAAGUAAGACCUUCCUGUUGGAUGUAAAGAUCGUUAGGUAGUUUCAUUACGUGAAGUCUCUUAAAGUCAUAGUAGAGUAGGUAAGAUAUCUCUUAAAACUUAACUUUUAUUAUGUAAAACAUAGAAAAACAAGUGUGACAAAAUCCCCUUUUCAAGUGAGUUUGCCAAGAGUUCCUGGAGGAGCCUGCUUGCCAGCUUCCUGCCCACAGACCAUGGACCUUGUAAAAUGUGAUAUAAAAGUCUCCGUUCGUGAAUUUGGACUAUAUGGUUUGGGAACCCAACAGCUGCAUGAACCGCAGACCACCCUUGUUAAGCCUACUUGCUACUUUGUAAUAAUUUCCACCUCAGUGUUCUAAGUGUUCGUCUGGGUGGCCGCAAUUCCUAUGGACGGCCACAAGGUGGCGGCCAUCUUUUUCACAUGAACGCAAGCAGUGGUGUUUGGUCGUCGAGUUCAUGGAACUAUUUUCAGAUACUGAAACUCCCGAACACCGCUGGACUUCCAUGAUCGUGGUUUGUCCCUUGUUCCAGCUAGGAAGCGGUCCUUUGGCGGAGGUACCCAGUCAGGGUACAUGGGGCUCUGCUACAACAAGAUUGAAUUAAAUAAACCGAACUGAGUGAAAAAGGGAUCAAAUAUGUGAAUAUAAAUAGCUCAAUAUGAAUAGUCAACCAGUAUUUUGAUAUCUAUGUAGAUGUACCAGGAGUAGUUUGUGUAAUGGAAUCGCCUCUACGAGCCGUAGUUGAUUGUUAAUCAGCAACAAUGUUAACCAAGUGAGACUCCAACAUAAUGUGUCCAGAGUAUCACCAUGAAAGUCCUGGGAAAAGAGCACGUGAAUAUUGACGAUAGUCCAAAUCCGGGACAUUGCUGCAAUAUUAAAAAAAAAAGUGUUAGAAAAAACACAUAGUCGCUAUAAAUCACUCGAAACAAAAGCGUGUUGAGAUGAAAAUAGCGUAGUAUAGCCUAAGCGUUCAAAGGCAUAAAAUGCCAAGAAGUAAAAAAAAACAAAAAACAAAAAAACUUAUUUAUUUAGUUUGUAUUUAGUAAAAUCUUGUUUUUCUUUUUUUUACGUAAUAAAAGUUGAGUUUCAGGAGAUUCCUUACCUACUCUACUAGGACAGACUAUUCUCUUUUUAUAAAUAUUUUAAUUUCCCUUUCUCCACAGUCCCUGGUUUGUGAAUAACCCUGAGAAGUUUAUUCAUUUAAAACCAUAUUGUAUUUAGUGCAUUAAAAACCGAAUUGCAAAGUUUAGGCUGCCGUGGCCAAGCUGUGACUAGUGAAUUAAAGAUUUUACUUUGCAUUAAUUUUUUGUCCUCUAUUUUUACCUACAUUUUUUCAAUUGUUUUAAAAUCACUGAAAUUCUGUAUUUAGUAAAGAAAACUGCAACAUGUUUUUUAUUUACCUGGGAUCGAUUUUUCUUUUCAUAAGUCUGGUCUAUAAAUAACGCUAAAUGCUUGUAAUUACAAUUUACUUCUUCAAUCAAAGUUAUCAUGUUAGUACUUGGUUUUGUAUCUGUUCUUUCUAAACUUGUAACUCCUACCCCAGAACACGAUAUUAUCAUUUGUGUCUGAGUAUUACUAAGCAUGUUCUGAGAUAAGGAUUGUAUUGCAGAACUUCAUGUAACCAUUUACACGCCCCAGCAAUGAACUCAGAUGCACCUGGCAAACCUUUUUCACUGCCAUUAGUUGACGCUGGAAUGCUGCCCAUAUAGGUACGUAGGUUGUUUGGACUCAGAAAGCCAUUUGACGGGGAAACAUUCUCCUGUUAUUGUCAUCAUGUCCCUGGGACUCGCAGCUACAUUUCUUCUGGUCUCCUUUGUCACCCUCCUGCUGUACCUAAUAACAUGGAAAGGAGGGAAAAAGCUGGAAAACCUGCCCCCAGGACCCACGCCUCUGCCCCUGCUGGGGAAUAUUAUGCAGAUUAGCACCACAGAAUUGCCCCAAUCCCUGGUUAAGGUGAGUAAAAUAAUUGUUCUUUAAUAAUUUGUGUUUGGUCACCUCACCAUUUCAAUGUUUUAAUACAAUCCACAGUACUACAUACAAUAUAUUCUGCAAACAUGGUAUCUUACGUUAGUACUCUAGAAAAUGCAGAACCAUUAUUAAUUACAAUAAUUAACGCAAAAUCAGUUUAGGAAAGCUGGAUGAAAUUGACUAUUAUGCUGUAUGUGAAAAUGUUUUCUGUAAAACCUCUUUUUACAGGUUGAAAGGGUAUUUAACCAUUUGAAGAGAUUAGAAGCGGCCACGUGAUAUAAAUUAUCUAUUAAAUAUAUACAUUAUUUCUUCUUACUGUCCAAUUUGGAAAUAAAUCUUUAAUGAUCUCAAAUUCGGAUUCCUUGUAGUUCUGUCCUUUGUUCGUUUCACACAGUGUAUUGAAAAGUUGAAUAGUUUUGUUGUCAUUACAAAAGAAAAAAAAAAAAAACCAGAAUAUUGAAGGAUAUAAUUGAAAUGUAUGUGAACAGGUUGUUAAUCCGAGGAGAAAUCUGAUUGCCAUUAUAAAGUCAAAAAGGAUUUUUUAUAUAUUUGUUAUUUGUGGCAUAAUUGGAAAUGGCUACAUUUGUUUUGGGGAUUUGGGGGGCUUUUUUUGGAUUAACAGCAUAAAAGAAUGUUGAAGAGUGAGUAACCUUAUACAGGAUACAGUCCAAAUAAACAAAAAUAUAAUCUAUAAUAUAACCUUUAUUAUAUUCAAUUCAAACUAAUCAAUAUAUCUGCAACACUUUUGAAUAGCACAGAUUAUGGGCACUAUGUGACGAUGUCAUAUCCUCACAUCCCCACACAUUGGAUGCGUCUCCUACACACCUUUAACCCCUUAAGACCGCAGGGCAUUCUAUGCCGACCUUAUUUAGAUGGCUCUAAACGCCGCAGGGCGGCAUAGAACGCCCUGCGAUCUUUUGUACUUACCUGGGAGCCAGGGAGUCCCCCUCCGUCCUCUUCGGCGCCCCUGGGCCAUGGACCUCGCGAUCACAUGGACGGCAUAGCCAUCCAUAGCAAUGCCAGCAGGGGGAGUGCCUGUAAUGACAGGUACUCCCCCUGCUGCCUGAAAUAAAAAAUUAAAAAGUUUAAAACUGUGUAAAAUUAAUUAAUAUAUACUUAGAUCAUAUAUACUUAUUAUAUAUAUGAUCUAAGAAUAUAUAUAUAUAUAUAUAUAUAUAUAUAUAUAUAUAUAUAUAUAUAUAUAUAUAUAUAUAUAUAUAUAUAUAUAUUAAAAAAAAAAAGUUCCAAAGAUAGCACUCCAGGGACUUGUAAAAAUUAACUUUUAUUACCUUCACUAAAACAUCCAAAGAGUCAACGUUUCAGCCUGAUACCCUCAAGCUUUCGUCAGGACAUCAAACAAUUUAAAAAGGUGGAGUGCAAGAUUUUCUUUGUUUUCUUAGUUUUUUAUAUAUAUACACAUAUACACACAUGCACAUAAAUACACAUACACUGUCUACGUGUAUUUUAAUAUUAAUAUAUACAUAAUUAUAUAUAUAUAUAUACAUUAAUAUCAAACUACAUGUACAAUGAUAUUGAUUAUAUAUAUAUAUAUAUAUAUAUAUAUGUAUAUAUAUAUAUAUAUAUAUAAUUUUCAUUACACCAUAAAACCUGUACAUGGGGGGUACUGUUUUACUCAGAAGACUUCGCUGAAUACAAAUAUUAGUGUUUCAAAACAGUAAAAUUUAUUACAACGACGAUAUUGUCAGUGACAGUGACAUUUUUUGCAUUUUUCACACACAAAUGGCACUUACACUGACGAUAUAAUUGUUGUGAUACGUUUUACUGUUUUGAAACACUAAUAUUUGUGUUCAGCGAAGUCUCCCGAGUAUAACAGUACCCCUCAUGCACAGGUUUCAUGGUGUUUUCAAAAGUAACAGAGUCAAAUAUAAGGCUUGCGUUUCCAUUUAUUCACAUUAAAAUUCGCCAGGUUGCCUUUGAGACCGUACGGUAGCCCAGGAAUGAAAAUUACCCCCAUGAUGGCAUACCAUUUGCAAUAGUAGACAACCCAGGGUAUUGCAAAUGGGGUAUGUUCAGUCUAUUUUAGUAGCCACUUAGUCACAAACACUGGCCAAAAUUUGCGUUCAAAUUCGUUUUUUGCAUUUUCAAAUAUUAACACUAACUUUGGCCAGUGUCUGUGACCAAAUGGCUACUAAAAAAGACUGGACAUACUCCAUUUGCAAUACCUUGGGUUGUCUACUUUUGCAAAUGGUAUGCCAUCAUGGGGGUAAUUUUUAUUCCUUGGCUACCAUAUGGUUUCAAAGGCAACUUAACCAAUCUGGCGAAUUUCAAUGUGAAAAAAAUGAAAUAUGUAACACGCUAUAUUUGACUCUGUAACUUUCCAAAACACCAUAAAACCUGUACAUAGGGGGUACUGUUUUACAGAUGAGACAUAGCUGAAUACAAAUAUGUGUAUGUUACUGCAGUAAAAGCAAACAGUAUUAUGACAUUCAUAGUUAAAAUGUCACGUAGAACUAAAAUAUUUUUUACAAAUUCUUAUUUUCUCCCAUUUUUUUAUAUUUGUGUUCAUUUUAAAUUAUGUUCCACACCUAAAUAUUUGAUGUUAAAUGAAAGCCCUGUUUCCCCUGAAUAAUAUGAUAUAUAGUAAGUGUGGGUGCAUUUAAAAUGAAUGAGGUGAAUUACGGUUGGACAGACAUACAGCGCAAAUGCCAGGUUUUGUUUACGUUUUGUUUUGAUCACAACUUGUACAUUUGGCCGCAGUCUUAAGGGGUUAACCCCUAAACCACUUAACACCGUUACGGCGUUCUAUGCCAUCGCGGCUUUAAAGGGCUUUAAAGCCGUUGCAGCGGCAUAGAACGCCGUAACGGCUUAAGCCCAGGGGAGGUAAGAUUUACUUACCUCCGCUACGAUCCUCUUCAGGAGGGCUGCAUGACAGCCCAGGCAGCCCUCCCCCGGCGAAUGAGGCGAUCACAUCGCCCCCUAUAGCUGGCUGUGGAUCUGCCAGCAGGGGGACUGUCUGAAAUGUCAGACAGUCCCCCUGCUGGUGGAAAGUGUAAAAAAUAUAAAAACUAGUUAUGUUUUAAAAUAAAUUAAAUGUAUAAUAUAUAUGUAACGUCAUACAUAGUGUAUUUUAAUACUAAUAUUAGUAUAUAUAUAUAUAUUAAUAUUAAAAUACACUUAGAAUGACGUUACAUAUAUAUACUAUGUAUAUAUAUUAUAUAUGUAUUAAGGCCAUUAGGCCUGAAUUUGUGGGAGGAGUAAGUCCCCUACUUAAACUCCCAGCCCCUACUCACCUCUGCCGUUCAGCUGAUUGUCUUCAUAGCAACCAGCACUUCCGGUCCGAGCUUCCCGCCAAACAGCUCCAGUCUCUCAGCAGCAAAAGUUGUCCAGGGGAAUCCUCUGUCCGUCUGGCCAUCCGUCCUGCAGCCCUGUCACCAGCCAUCCUGCAGCCCUGUUACCAGCCUUCGUCCCGGCCGCGGUACUUUGCUUCCGGUCACGAGACCGGCACGCUCACGUAAGCUUGUGAGGGAAAUAGCAUUCGGCUAUUUCCCUCCGUUCAGGCCUAAAAAUGUAGGGGUAGGCUCCCUAAACUCUCUCAUUAUCUAUUUUCGUAUACUUACCUAUUCGUGCAUUUUCACUAAACUAGACGAACGCGCGCUAUACUUACGCUUCAUGGGGGCUUUCGCACAAUCCAAACCGCCGAACUACGCACAUUCGAACAUUAAGUUAAACUAAUCUUUUCAUUUCAGUUUUUCACUUGAUCAUACGCACAAAGCAUGUACCUAUUACUUACCCGUUCGAGCAUUUCAAGCGAUUCGUGUAAACCAUUCACCCCUCGCUAACUUUCCUAAUUCAAGCUAUUUUAUACAAUCGCACAUUUUUAAUUAACCUAAGCAGAUCCCCCGUUCGGUUAUAACUACCAUUCCCUUUCAAUAUAAUAUACACAUUUCGUGCACACGAAUUCAUAUUAUUACCAAUACUGUCUGUUCGGUUAUUUAACUGUUUGUACUACCUGUCAGUAAGAGUUAUUAAAGACAUGCCUUAACCCCUUAAGGACUGGACUGUUUUUGCGAUGUUGUACAUUUGCGACCAGGCAUAUUUUUACACUUUUGUGGUGUUUGUGUUUGGCUGGAAUUUUCUGCUCUCUCAUUUACUGUUCCCAUACAAAUUAUAUAUUGUUUUUUUCAGGACAAAAGGGGCUUUCUUUACAUACCAUUAUUUAUAUAAUCUCAUGUAUUUUAAUUUAAAAAAAAAAAAAAUAUGAUGAAAAAUUGAAAAAAAUACAUGUUUUUUUACUUUUACUUGAAAAAUCUUUUACUCAUCUACAAAAGUGAAUUAAAAAAACUGCUAAAUAGAUUCAAAAUUUUGUCCUGAGUUUAAAAAUACCCCAUGUUUACAUGCUUUUUUGCUUUUUUUUUUGCAUGUUAUAGGGCUAUAGGUACAAGUACAGGGAGUGCAGAAUUAUUAGGCAAAUGAGUAUUUUGACCACAUCAUCCUCUUUAAGCAUGUUGUCUUACUCCAAGCUGUAUAGGCUCGAAAGCCUACUACCAAUUAAGCAUAUUAGGUGAUGUGCAUCUCUGUAAAGAGAAGGGGUGUGGUCUAAUGACAUCAACACCCUAUAUCAGGUGUGUAUAAUUAUUAGGCAACUUCCUUUCCUUUGGCAAAAUGGGUCAAAAGAAGGACUUGACAGGCUCAGAAAAGUCAAAAAUAGUGAGAUAUCUUGCAGAGGGAUGCAGCACUCUUAAAAUUGCAAAGCUUCUGAAGCGUGAUCAUCGAACAAUCAAGCGUUUCAUUCAAAAUAGUCAACAGGGUCGCAAGAAGCGUGUGGAAAAACCAAGGCGCAAAAUAACUGCCCAUGAACUGAGAAAAGUCAAGCGUGCAGCUGCCACGAUGCCACUUGCCACCAGUUUGGCCAUAUUUCAGAGCUGCAACAUCACUGGAGUGCCCAAAAGCACAAGGUGUGCAAUACUCAGAGACAUGGCCAAGGUAAGAAAGGCUGAAAGACGACCACCACUGAACAAGACACACAAGCUGAAACGUCAAGACUGGGCCAAGAAAUAUCUCAAGACUGAUUUUUCUAAGGUUUUAUGGACUGAUGAAAUGAGAGUGAGUCUUGAUGGGCCAGAUGGAUGGGCCCGUGGCUGGAUUGGUAAAGGGCAGAGAGCUCCAGUCCGACUCAGACGCCAGCAAGGUGGAGGUGGAGUACUGGUUUGGGCUGGUAUCAUCAAAGAUGAGCUUGUGGGGCCUUUUCGGGUUGAGGAUGGAGUCAAGCUCAACUCCCAGUCCUACUGCCAGUUCCUGGAAGACACCUUCUUCAAGCAGUGGUACAGGAAGAAGUCUGCAUCCUUCAAGAAAAACAUGAUUUUCAUGCAGGACAAUGCUCCAUCACACGCGUCCAAGUACUCCACAGCGUGGCUGGCAAGAAAGGGUAUAAAAGAAGAAAAUCUAAUGACAUGGCCUCCUUGUUCACCUGAUCUGAACCCCAUUGAGAACCUGUGGUCCAUCAUCAAAUGUGAGAUUUACAAGGAGGGAAAACAGUACACCUCUCUGAACAGUGUCUGGGAGGCUGUGGUUGCUGCUGCACGCAAUGUUGAUGGUGAACAGAUCAAAACACUGACAGAAUCCAUGGAUGGCAGGCUUUUGAGUGUCCUUGCAAAGAAAGGUGGCUAUAUUGGUCACUGAUUUGUUUUUGUUUUGUUUUUGAAUGUCAGAAAUGUAUAUUUGUGAAUGUUGAGAUGUUAUAUUGGUUUCACUGGUAAUAAUAAAUAAUUGAAAUGGGUAUAUAUUUGUUUUUUGUUAAGUUGCCUAAUAAUUAUGCACAGUAAUAGUCACCUGCACACACAGAUAUCCCCCUAACAUAGCUAAAACUAAAAACAAACUAAAAACUACUUCCAAAAAUAUUCAGCUUUGAUAUUAAUGAGUUUUUUGGGUUCAUUGAGAACAUGGUUGUGGUUCAAUAAUAAAAUUAAUCCUCAAAAAUACAACUUGCCUAAUAAUUCUGCACUCCCUGUAGAAUAUUGCGGUUUCAAAACAUAAAUUUUUUAAAUUUAUCAAUAGUGACAUUGUAACACUAUUAUCUGUCAUAAAUCUCUGAAUAACACCCCACAUGUACAUAUUUUUUUUAAAGUAGACAACCCAGGGUAUUCAAUAUGGGGUAUGUCCAGUCUUUUUUAGUAGCCACUUAGUCGAAAACACUGGCCAAAGUAAGCAUUCAUAUUUGUUUGUGUGUGAAAAAAGUAAAAAAACUAAAUUGAACGCUAAUUUUGGCCAGUGUUUGUGACCAAGUGGUUACUAAAAAAGACUGGACAUACCCCAUUUGCAAUACCUUGGGUUGUCUUCUUUUGCAAAUGGUAUGCCAUCAUGGGGGUAAUUCUCAUUCCUGGGAUACCAUACGCUCUCAAAGGCAACGUAACCAACCUGGCCAUUUUCAAUGUAAAAAUAUUUGACCCAUAUAUUUGACCUUGUAACUUUCAAAAAUGCUAUAAAACCUGUACAUGGGGGGUACUGUUUUACUCGGGAGACAUUGCUGAACACAAAUAUUAGUGUUUAAAAACUGGAAAACGUAUCACAACAAUUAUAUCAUCAGUAAAAGUGCUGUUUGUGUGUGAAAAAUGCAAAAAAAGUCACUUUCACUGACAAUAUCAUCGCUGUGAUAUGUUUUACUGUUUUGAAUCACUAAUAUUUGUGUUCAGCGAAGUCUCCCGAGUAAAACAGUACCCCCCAUGUACAGGUUUUAGGGUGUCGUAGAACGUUACAGGGUAAAAUACAGUGCUAGCAAUUUCAAUUCUCUGGAAUUUCGGCCUGGGUUGGCAGGCAGGUCCCUUAAAUUGCAAUCAAUAAAAUUACUGAAUUAUGUAAAACUAUUACAUAAAUACGCACGUAGAAUUUAAAUAUAUAUGCAUAUUUAUAUAUCUGAAGUCUACGUGUAUAUUUAUAUAAUUAUUUAUGUAAUUUUGUAUAUGGACAUAUGUAUAUUUCUUAUUAUUUUUAUUUAUUUUUAUAUACAUAGAUAUAUAUACAAAUUCAUUCUAAGUGUAUUUUGAUAUAAAUAUAUAUAUAUAUUAAUUUUAAAAUACAGUUAGAAUAAAAUUUCAUAUAGAUAUAUAAUUUUUUUUAUUUUUUUAUUAUUAUUUUAAAUGUUUUUUAUUUAAUUUAAAUUACAUAUUAUUUAUAUUUUAUAAUAAUAUAUAUAUACAAUAUAUAUAGUUAUUAUAUAUAUUAUAUAUAUACGUGUGUAAUUUAAUUAUAAGUGUAUUUUUAUAUUAAUAUAAGUACAUAUUAAUAUAAAAAUACACUUAGUAUGGCAUUAUAUAUAUAUGAUAUAUAGACAUAUGGGAAGGCGGAGCCUGGAGUUGUGGGAGGGGUUGAAACCGGCCUAUAUAAACUCACUACUUACCUCCAUACCUUGCUGACAACGCUUGGUCACUUCCGGUUCCGGUCCAGACGGCGGGAAUCAACUACACCAGGUCAUCAGCCUUCACAGCAGCAGGAUCACUUUCCGUUAAUCAGGCUCGGCGGUAGCAGAUACCCUCGUUCACGGCGCGCUCGCCGACUGCACACGCCACCAAGAACUUCCGGAGCGCCGGGUCGCACUUCCGGGGUCAAGGGACCGGUAAUCGUGAGUACGGGCAUACGAACGCUCAAACUCACGAACUAAAUACAACAUUUCGACACAUCUGGGCGAACAGUAAUUACACGAAUCCAACAGGCGAGAGCAAGGGGAACACAUACGAAUAGGUCUUAAAAUUCCGCGAACGCUUUACAUUCGGUUUUAAACACUCGAAUCCAACCAGGUCUAAAUGCAUGAAUAUGGCUUCCAUAACACACGAAUGACAAACACGAAUUACUAUACGUUACAACACUCUGUUUUUUUUUUUCUCUUUCCCCCCUUCCUACUCUCACAGUAAUACUGCCACCUACAGGCGAAUUUAACGUAUUACACUCUAUGUAUGCAACAGUUUAAAAUGAAGUAUGAUUUCUGUGUAUAUGUAUUAAAGUAUAACAUAAUAAUUGUAUAAGUCGGGUAACUUCAUCACCAAUACGGGCUAAGUCAUUAAAUAUUUAAGGAAUAUCCACAAUAAUAUUUUCGUUAAUAAAUCGGUUAAGAGAAUAUUUGACAGAGCAUAUAAAUAACUAGUAGGCGGGCGUAUACGUUUAUAGCGGUCUGUUCACAACUAUAGGUAACUAAAUAGACAUAAAUCACGUAUAAUUUCGGUGGUAGUAACAAUUAAGGGGGAAGGGAAGGGUACCAUUGUUUCAUAUAUACGGCAUGUGGAAAUAGGUACUAAGGUGGAUACAAUAAGGUGAAUUGUAUUAUCAUAUCCUUGCAGGUGGGUCUGUUCUAAAUUGUCAACACACGAACUACACAGCACAAGGGAGUGCCGGUAACAUACGGUACGUUCAUUAGAGAAAUAAGGAGGCACUUGCGCAAGUCUGCUCGGUACUAGAACAUAGUACUAACAUUAGAUAUACUUCAAACCAAUAUGGGUAUCUUAUUACGUCUUACCCUCGUAGGUUAAAGGUCAUCAAGACCAACGCUGGUCAAAACAAACUCGCCAGAGAAGUAGACCACACACUACUUCUGAGGAAUUUAAAUAAUAAGAUACACUUACGGUCCUGGUACAGGUAAUAAAAAAAAAAAAAAAAAAUUAUAUUAUUGGUUAGGGGAGGGGGACACCUAUUCGGGUGGUUUACUUUUAUUAUUCUCAUCUUAGGCCAAGCAUACCUAGCACAUACAGCUACAGACGUAACAUAAAGACCUAAUCAUCAGGUACGUAUUGAUCUAUAAGUCAUACCUACGACACAAUAAUAGACACUGGAAAUAGUGGUGAAAGGAAUGUCUAUAUAAAUGUUAAAUAUAUAUUCUAUUUUCCACAAGAUACUUCCUAAUUAUGCUCAGCACAAAGGUAUUCACCUUCGGUUUAACUCAUAGGUAAAUUCACCAUACUCAACCAAAUAUAAGUAGGUCCUCACCAAGCAUGCCUAGUUCACGGUCAUAGGGUUAAUAAGGCACCUUCCAGCCACAACGCUUCGGUGGCAUAGUCAUACGUCCAACGCAUAGUUGAGCCCCUAUACGGUCCAACGGCUAUCAACAAUACGUCAGCUACCUCGUUAUCUACGACAACUUACUUAUAAGUCACGUCAAACCCUUUGUCAUUUAUAUAGGAUGUCUCACGCCUCCGACAUAGGAGAAGACGUCUCCCCUCCCUGUACGCCAGCCAGACCACAUACCCCUCCAUCGGGCCCAACUAUAGCCGAAAACCUAGAUAGCCCGUGUUCCAUGAGGUCAUGGACAAUUCCAAAAAUCGCUGCAGAACUCAGACGUAGGGGUGUACCAUAUCCGGCCACGGCUAGGAAAGCCGAACUAUAUAGGAUCAUGAUGACAACCAACGACACCCCGCAACCAGGGACCAGCUCACAAGGAAAUAUGAACGAGACCAUAGCAGGCCUGCAAGCCACCAUGACAUCUAUCCUGGCGUCUAUUAGUAACAUCAGCCAGAGAAUGGACAGGCUAGAAGCUCCUGAGCCAAUUAUCGUGGCACCUGAUAUCAGUCUUACACCUGAGAUUGAACACAUAGCCGCACAGGGUAAUGUGACAGGCGCUCCAAUCUCACAAAAUCUUACUACUCACAUUGUCACACCAGCACACUUGGUACCUCCCAACAUUAGGAAAGAUAUUUUAGAGGGGAAAGACGUCAACCUCAUUUCCCUACUGAUAGCGUCCCAAGACGUAGUAGACAAUAAGACCUAUAAUUAUGGGGACUUGUCAGUAGUGAUGAAAGCUAGAGACCCCAGACUAAGUAAAAAAUUAACCAUACCAGAGUUCGUCUUGGCUUUUGGCAUAUAUAGAGACGUUGUAUGCACCACUUUUCCCCAUCGUAGAGAAGAACUUGAUUUGUAUUUGCACAAAUUGGUGGACCUGGGACACAAGUACGGUGGCCAUACGUUCUUUGAUUACCACAAAUCAUUUUCGGCAAAAGCAGCGGCAGCUUUGGUACAAUUCAACAUAAGAACCGAUUGGAGGCACUUAGAUACCGAACUUUUCUGCCGCCAUUUUGCCGGCCUUAUACCACCUUCUUGCGCAAUUUGUUCAUCAAACACCCACACUACCAAUUUGUGCCCAAAUGAACCAAGUCUUCCUACUACCAGCUACGCAGUCCCUAGCACCAGUAGCAUCGAACAGAGGACAUUUAAAGACAAAUUAGGUAGGCCAAUAGUUUUCCUGGGGAAGGCGCAGAUUUGUAACAACUUUAACGCAGGCGGUUGCAGCUUCAGCGCUUGCAGGUUGUUACAUGUCUGCACCUUCUGCCAUAGAGCCCAUGCUAAGACGAUGUGUCCUAACCGACUGUUCCCCAAGAAAUGACUGACGGAAGUCAAUAUCGACACACUAGCCUUUUACCUCAGUUCACACCCAUCCAGGGACUUAGUACAAUUUCUUAUCACUGGUUUCACAGAGGGGUUUCACACGGGGUUGGUGGCACUACCAUCAGGAACGAUUGAGUGCAGGAAUUUACAAUCUGCCACUACUGACCCAGCAACAGUAGACAUCCUGUUGCAAACUGAAGUAGGGAAUGGUUUCAUGUUAGGGCCAUUCACACGGCCACCAUUCACUUGUUGGAGAACCAGUCCGAUAGGAAUCGCAUGGGGCAAAUACAACAAUAAAGCACGAUUAAUCAUUGAUUUGUCAGCCCCUCAUUCCAGCACCACACCAAGCCUAAAUUCACUUAUACCAUCGCCGGAGUUCUCUUUACAAUAUGCCACAGUAGAUAAUGCCAUACAGGCCAUACUGGAAGCAGGGGUAGCAGCUUGGCUCGGGAAAACCGAUAUUUCAAAUGCUUUCAAGCUGCUUCCUUUGCACCCCUCUCUAUGGCAUCUACAUGGGGUAAGGUGGAAAGGUUUAUACUACUUUGCCAACCGGCUGACAUUUGGGGCCAAAAGUAGCCCCAAAUUGUUUGAUAUUUUUGCUGAGACGCUGUGUUGGCUACUGUUAAAUAUCUGCUGUUGCCCAGUGGUCAUACACUAUCUGGACGACUUUCUAACAGUAGAGAAACCUGACACAAUACCACACAGCAUCAACAAGACAGUCGCAUUAUUUAAGACUUUAGGGGUACCAGUGGCCGAGAACAAGACAGUGGGCCCCACCACCAAACUAACCUUCCUAGGUAUCGAAUUAGACUCAACUACCAUGAAAGCUAGCCUGCCAGCGGACAAAGUUCAGAGAAUCCGGGUAGAGGUUGAAUCAUUCCUGGACAAAGGUGUAACGUCAAGGAAGGAUCUUCAAUCACUCCUGGGUUCAAUGAACUUCGCCAUGAGAGUUAUACCACAGGGACGAGCCUUCAUAUCACGCCUACUUAGUUUGUUACCCAACUUACCCAACGACGACAGCAGGGUUACUCUGGACAUUCAGGCUAGGGCAGACCUGACUAUGUGGUACCAUUUCCUCUCAGAAUGGAAUGGGAGAAACUUGUUUAUACCACCAUUGACAUUAAACUCCCCGGUGUUAUGGACGGAUGCGGCAGGUCACGCAGGUUUUGCAGCCAUUUUUGAAAACAGGUGGUUCAGGGACGCGUGGCCUAGUGAAGCAUUAGGCUUACCUGCGUUCACAAAAACGUCGGCACUGUUUGAGAUCUACCCCAUAGUGGCAGCAGCUAAAGUCUGGGGCCACUUAUGGGGAGGGAAAGCUGUCAAAUGCUACACUGAUAACAUGGCGGCUUGCGAGAUUCUGAACAAAGGCAGGUCUUCUUCACUAACAAUUAUGAGCCUGGUCAGGAGACUCACAUGGUUGGCAGCUACACAAAAUUUUUUCCUGACUUGCAUACACGUGCCAGGUCACCACAACUCUGCAGCUGACGCACUAUCCCGUUCAAAAUUACAGGUUUUCAGACAGCUACACCCAACAGCAGAAGAACAGCCAAACAAGGCUCCGCAGUUCAAAGACCUCAUCCUGGACUAAAACUACUCAUGGCACACGGGAGAGCACUAGCAGAGGCCUCACUUUCACCAAACACUAGACGCACUUACAAUCGAGCCUUAAUAUUGUUCAAUAAAUUUGUGACAGAAUACCUCAUCACGAAUCCUUAUAGGUUAGAUACUAUGGUGGCAUUCACCUCUUUUUGCCAUCUCAACUUAAAACUGGCACACAAUACCAUAAAACUCUAUUUAACUGGAGUACAACAUCACGUAAGCAACACAUAUCCCAGCAUAAAAAACUUCCUGUCAGCACACCCCAUUAAAAACAUGCUAAAAGGCAUCCAACGCCUAGAAAACCCAAAACCUACUACACGACUACCCAUCGAUGCUGAGAAAUUCAGGGCAUUGUCCGACAUGUUAGAUACCAAACCUUUCGAUAAUCCCACUAAUAACACACUCAAGACAGCCAUAUACCUGGCAUUUUAUGGGUUUAUGCGGCCCAACGAGCUCACUUUAAGUAAUGUCAACAAUAAGGGGAAUAUGCUGUGUGUAUCAGACUUAAACAAAAUAGGUGAUCACUACACCUUGUCAGUAAAACAUUCAAAAACCAAUCAAAUGGGUCCGCCACUCGACAUUCAAUUUUACCCGACCGGCAAUCAUUGGUGUCCCGUACUACUAUUUGACAAAUACAUGGCCGGUAUGGUUAAUCAACCCAAACAAGCUCCUCUGCUCGCAAUACACAGUCAACCCCUGACGACCUCGAAAUUCAUUAAAUACGUGAGAUUACUAUUCACAAGAAUUGGGUACGAUCCCGCGGCAUAUACAGGCCACUCCUUUCGCAUUGGGGCUGCUACAUCAGCCUCCAGUCAAAACAUACCAGUUCACAUCAUUAAAAAGCUAGGACGUUGGAAAUCUUCGGCGUACCAUCGUUACAUACCUCAACCUGAGAAAGAGUUGAGACAAGCUUUUAAACAAUUGGCUAAAUAAGUACGGAUAAUAAUGUGCCUGUAUACGUAUUAAAGUGUGGAAUGAUAUUUCUCUUUUUGCCCUCUUUAUUUACAGGCCAACCCGUACGUCGGUUUCGGCACACCACAACCGACUUAGUAUAUUUUACUGUUGUUUAGAGGUUUUAGGUCCUCAUAAAUACGGCCUUCUUCCCUGACCACAAAUGGGAAGGCGGAGCCUGGAGUUGUGGGAGGGGUUGCAACCGGCCUAUAUAAACUCACUACUUACCUCCAUACCUUGCUGACAACGCUUGGUCACUUCCGGUUGCCCCACCCACCACACCACAAAGAAUCAAUUAAUUGGUUGGCCCUCUUUAUUUACAGGCCAACCCGUACGUCGGUUUCGGCACACCACAACCGACUUAGUAUAUUUUACUGUUGUUUAGAGGUUUUAGGUCCUCAUAAAUACGGCCUUCUUCCCUGACCACAAAUAUUAUAUAGAUAUAAUAUAUGUCUAUAUAUCAUAUAUACACAUAUAUAAUUAUUAUUAUUUUUUUAAUUAACAUUAACUUUAUUUUAUUUUCUGAUUUUACACUAGCAGGGAGACUGCCUGUCAGCACAGACAGUCCCCCUGCAGGCAGACACAUGGACACCUAUUGUGACCAUGUGAUCACUGUGUUAAGCGAUCACAUGGCCACAGGGGUCCUAAAUCAGUGUGGGGAGACUGUCUGGGCUGCAGGCGGUCUCCCCACAACCGGAGCCACGCUGAUCGCCGCCGGGGGAACGACGGCGAUCAGGUAAGUAACGGAGACCGUUAGGACGGUUCAGGACCGUCAUCGGUCCUCAAGGCAAAAAUGCCGAUGACGGUCCUGAACCGUCCUCGGUCGCUAAGGGGUUAAAAAACUACAACUAUUUAUCUCCUAAACUGUGGUUCCUGUUAAAUACGUCUAAUAUAUUAAAACAUAGCCACCUUAUCUUAUAUAUCAGAUCUUUUUUCUAUACCCAGGUUGUUAGUAAUCUAUGUUUUUCAUUCCUUUAAAUAAAUAAAAUAAAUUCCUCCAGACACCAAGCAAGGGCAGAUUUCUAUAAAUUCCACAACAACCCUGUUCAAACAACACGUACAUAUAUUAUUAUUACACGAUGAUCUAAGGUAACACUGGUAACUCCUUAACAUAAAAUUUUUAUUUACUACAUUUUUCUCCUUUAAAUUACGUAGUCAUUAAUCCUGCCCUUGUCACAUUUCUUUAGCUCCACAGAUUGCUUUCUCUUAUUUGUCUGCUUAAAGUUAGCCAAUUCAAGUUCUUGUGUUUUACUAACCCAGGUAUAGUAUUUACUCACCAUGCUUUCUAUCACGUCCAUACCUCAUUACUGCAUGCACCCUAAAUCUAUCAGUGAAUACGGUUUAUUUAUAACUUUCUAUCACAGCAUUUACAAAUUAUUAAAUAUUCAACGGGUUUAAUUCAUAGCUCCAGAAUUUUUUCCAGGCCUCCAUCGGGUUCUACAUAGGAACACCAGUUACGCUCAUCCUAGUACCCGUAUAGCAAAUCAAGGUAUAUUUUUCUACUCUUUUCAGGUCUUUUUCAUACAAACCUUACGAGGUCUCAACUAAUUACGACUAAUUCUAGGUCCUACGUCCUUGGUGCGUUAAAUUCUCUCCUUUUCUAUUAACCAGGAAUUCGGUCAUAGUGCCGUCAGGCAAGAAACUACCAGCCUACCUAACUCGGUACUCAGCCACACAACCAGGUACUUACGUCCUUAUUCGCUACGACAUUCACUACCCCAAGGCCUCAAUCAGCCUCGCUCUAUAACGAUAACUCGCCUCAGUCGUAGUCUAACCUUUCAGAUCCCUCACUUCAGGAUCUCACGUCGCCUUCUAUCAGUCAACCCUUAUCACAAAUCAUACGCCACCACUUUACGCAUAAAUACAUCAACAUCUGUCUUAAUCCUUAGGCUUCUUCUACGAGGACAGCAACAGCCAAGACUCGCUACACAUAAACAUUCAAAGGUUCCAGCUCUCUAUUAAACCCUUCAAGGUUAGUAUCCACACAUUGCACCAGAAUUACCAUUCAAACUUUAGUAUACAAAUGAACUGGCUUGCAGUGGCUGGGCUACUGCCUAGCUCAUUCUAGUAAAAGUCCAGCGAGACCAUCCCCCACCUCAACACGGAGGUACGGCCCCAUGCCCAAAUAAUAGUUAUAUGCCUCGCCCGCCCUACUACAGGGCAUUAGUCAGGACCUCACCUGUCACGGCCACACGUCUUGAAUCUCUUUACAGUCACCGAGAGGCCAACACCCCGCCACCACGUCUGUGGCCACGAUUUCUCUAAGCCAAAUCAUAGGUAGAGCCUCUCACAGCCACUUGGCAUUAGCAGGGCCUCACCUAUAAAAAAUUCACAGUUAAGUUUUUUGCUUCGGCAUUAGCAUUACAGGCCAGUUCAUAAUAUACUACCCUCAUAUCCCCCCCGGUUCCCCAACGCACCCUCUAAUAUCUCAUUCACUGAAUCAUUUCUAGAAUGUCUCAAGAACCAGCCCUCAGCGAAGACUUGCCAGAGGAGAUCCCGAUUACGCCCAUCAGACCAGAGUCCCCAUGCGAAUCUCUCACCCCCUCAACUCCCACGUCCUUGAGAGCAUGGACUAUCCCUAAAAUUACAGCCGAACUCGAACUCAGGCUCAGGACAAUCCCCUUUCCAGCUACAGCUAGAAAUGCGGAACUCUACAGACUGCUCACCUACCAAGCCCCUGAACCUAGGCCAGGCACUAGCUCUCGAGGACAGCCACCAAGCGCUGGCACAUCCACCCAGGAAACCCUAGCAGCAAUCUUGGCCAACUUACAGACUUUAAAUAACAGGCUAUCUAAGGUGGAGAGCGCGAUCGCCUCGCCAGGUAAUACCCCGGGCCUCCCAGUCGCCACCCCGGCAGUCCCUGCUGUACCACCAUGCCCCCCCAUACUCCCUCCUCCAGCACCAGCCACAGCUAUUUCGCCUUUUGAGUCACCAGCUCACUCCGUCCCAGACUCCAUCAGGAAAGAAAUCAUAGAUGGGAAGGAUGUGUGUCUGGUGUCUCUACUCAUAGCAUCCCAAGACAUACUGGAGAACAGGGCAGACAAUUACGGGGACAUCUCAGUGGUGCUCAAGACUAGAGACCCCAGACUCAACAAAAAACUAACCAUACCUCAGUUCGUGUUUGCCUUUGGGAUAUACCGUGAUGUCAUCUGCACGGUGUAUCCCCACAGAAGAGAGGAGCUAGACCUCUACCUCCACAAGGUGGUGGAUUUAGGCAUCAAGUACGGGGGCUCCUCCUUUUACGACUAUCAUAAGUCGGUAUCAGCGAAGACGGCGAACCAUCUGAAACAGUUUAACGUUAGAAUUAACUGGUGUCAGAUGGACACAGAGCUAUUCUGUCGCCACUUCGCUGGUCUCAGGUCCCCGUCUUGCGCUGUUUGUAAGUCCACAUUUCACACGGCAGACUUAUGUCCUUCAGAAGCCUAUCCCACCACCUCCACUCCAACCCCUAAUACCACUUUCACCCCUCACAACAAACCAGCGGGUGGUCUACGUGAUAAGAUGGGUAGGCCCAUCUCCUUUCUAGGUAAAGCACAGGUGUGCAAUAAUUACAACGCAGGCUCCUGCAGUUUCAGCGCUUGUAGAUUGUUGCACAUCUGCUCCAUUUGCUUUAGGGCUCAUACCAAGACCAUGUGUCCGGCCAGGUUGUCCCCAAACAAAUGACUAACCGACAUUAAUGUCGACAACCUGUUUUUUUACUUAAGGUCACACCCUAGCAGACACCUGGUGAAAUAUCUGGCCACAGGGUUCACACAGGGGUUUCUCACGGGUAUAGUAGGCAUCCCCUCAGGUACACUCGAAUGUCCUAAUCUCCUGUCAGCACGUCUAGAUCCAGUCUCCACUGACACUCUCCUUUCCUCUGAAAUUACCAAUGGUUUCAUGAUCGGGCCUUUCACCUCCCCACCAUUUUCCUCCUGGCGCACUAACCCAAUCGGCAUCGCAGUUCACAAAUAUUCAAAUAAAACACGUCUAAUUAUCGAUUUAUCGGCACCGCACUCCUUUUUUGUUCCCAGCAUAAACGCACUCAUUCCAGCAGAUGAAUUCUCACUCCAGUACGUAACUAUUGACGACGCUAUACGGGCAAUCAUCUCUUCUGGCAAUCACCCUUGGCUCAACAAAACAGACAUCACAAACGCAUUUAAGUUACUACCCAUGCACCCCUCACUCUGGCACUUGCACGGUGUUAAAUGGCGAGGGAAGUACUACUUUUCCACACGACUCACUUUCGGUUCUCGAAGCAGCCCCAAACUUUUUGACAUCUUCGCUGAGACACUAUGCUGGCUGCUUCUGAACAUCCUCAGGUGUCACUCCGUUAUUCACUACCUAGACGACUUUCUACUGAUAGAGCCAGGGGCACAAACACCCACCGCUAUAAGCCACACUACAGCACUUUUUUCCACUCUUGGAGUACCUCUGUCCCCAUCUAAACCAAUAGGUCCCACUACUAAAGUAACCUUUUUGGGCAUAGAGUACCUCAGAGCUAGCCUUCCCCAUGACAAACUAACCCGCUUGAGAGGGGAGAUAGACAUGUUCCUACGGAACAAUGUUUGCACCAGGAAGGAACUCCAGUCCCUGCUGGGAUCCCUGAACUUCGCCAUGCGCAUCAUCCCGCAAGGAAGGUCUUUUAUAUCCAGGCUGUUUUGCCUGCUCCACGGGGUACCGGACUCUUGCCCAGUUUCAUUGGACCACCACGCUAAGGCCGACUUGGCUAUGUGGGGGAAGUUUUUGGCAGAGUGGAACGGUAUCUCCAUGUUUAUCCCCCUCUCUCCACUUCCUCACCCAUCAUUCACACAGACACUGCAGCUAACACCGGUUUCGCAGCCAUCUUUGGAAUCCACUGGUUUAGGGGUCACUGGCCCGCUGAGACGGACGCCUUGCCAGGAUUCAGGGAGACCUCAGCCCUAUUUGAAACCUAUCCCAUUGUGGCGGCCGCACACACCUGGGGUCAUCUCUGGUCCGGCAAGGCAGUUAAAUGUUAUUCUGACAACUCGGCAGCUUGCGAAAUCAUUAACAAGGGUCGCUCAUCAUCCCUGAUCAUCAUGCGGUUGAUUCGCAAGCUGACCUGGCUAGCAGCAACCGGUCAGUUUUACUUAGUUUGUUUUCACAUUCCCGGUAUCCACAACACUGCAGCUGACGCACUUUCUCGCUCUCAAUUUCAGGUAUUCUCUCAGGCACUCCCUACGGCUCACCACCAGCCAUCCAGGACACCACAGUUUCACGAACUAAUCCUGGACUGAGCACUCUAAUGCAUCACGCUAGGACUCUCACCCACCAAGCACUAUCACCUAACACAGUUAUCUCUUAUAAUAGGGCACUUACUAUAUUCAACAGAUUCACUGCAGAAUUCGGUUUACAAGGCGACCUUUCUAUACAAACCAUGGUGGCUUUUGCCUCUUUCUGCCACUUACAUCUUAAACUUUCCCACAACACCAUAAAACUUUACCUCACCGGGGUGCAGCACCAUAGCCUCACAAAUUUUCCUAACAACACCCCCUUCUUGUCAUCAUAUCCCAUUAAAAAGGUAUUGAAAGGUAUGUUAAAGGUUUCAGCUCCUCUCACUAUCACAAGACUACCCAUAGAUGGGCCUAUCUUCAGAUCACUUAGCAAUCUCCUUGACGAAUCCCCGUUUGAUCCUGACACAAACCUGGUGAUCAAAGCGGCUAUCUAUCUUGCUUUCUACGGUUUUCUCAGACCUAGAGAGUUCACCGUUGUUCGUCAAGGGGAUAUCACGCACAGCCUAAAAACAUCGCACCUCACAAAGGUGGAGGAUCACUAUCUACUUUCGAUCCCGUCAACUCAAACCAACUAUUCACUACACCCCACUGUAAUUCCUCUCUUCCCUACUGAUAAUGCCUGGUGUCCGAUCAAGGCUCUAGACCACCUACGGUCAACCCUUCACGCGCACUUACCAGACUCUCCGCUCUUAUCAAUACAAGGGCACCCGCUUACCACUGCUAAAUUCACGUCUCACGUCAGAACACUAUUAUCUAAACUGGGUUUCAAUCCGACUUCAUUCUCCGGGCACUCCUUUCGCAUAGGAGCCACCUCUUCAGCCUCCAGCACUAAUACACCGGUCCACUUCAUCAAGAGACUGGGGUGAUGGAAAUCCUCCAUAUACCAUACUUAUAUUCCACGACCAGAAAAAGAGCUUCGUCAAGCUUUCAGGAACUUGGUUAUGUAAAAAGGCAAUAAAGUGUGUAUUUUCUCGAACUUCUCUUUUGCCCUCUUUUAUUUACAGGCCCACUCGUACGUUGGUUUUGGCACAUCACAACCAACUUUGUCCUUACAGAUACUAUCCAUUACGUAUUAAAUUCCGAGCACAAGUAGAAAGGCCAUUAGGCCUGAAUUUGUGGGAGGAGUAAGUCCCCUACUUAAACUCCCAGCCCCUACUCACCUCUGCCGUUCAGCUGAUUGUCCCCACCCACCUACACCCUGUUAUAAUUACAUUCUCCUUGGUGGGCCCUCUUUUAUUUACAGGCCCACUCGUACGUUGGUUUCGGCACACCACUACCAACUUUUUCCUUACAGAUACUACCCAUUACGUAUUAAAUUCCGAGCAUAAAUAAUAGAUAUGUACACAUAUAUUAUAUAUAUAUAUAUAUAUAUACGUAUAAUUACAAUUAAUUACAAUUUUGGCCAGUGUUUGUGACUAAGUGGCUACUAAAAAAGACUGGACAUACCCCAUUUGCAAUACCUUGGAUUGUCUACUAUUGCAAAUGGCAUGCCAUCAUGGGGGUAAUUUUUAUUCCUGGGCUACCAUACGGUCUCAAAGGCAACAGAACCAAUGUGGCAAAUUUAAUGUGAAAAAAAUGAAACGCAUGCCGUAUAUAUGACUCUGUAACUUUUGAAAACACCAUAAAACCUGUACAUAAGGGGUACUGUUAUACUCGGAAGACUUCGCUGAACACAAAUAUUUCUGUUUCAAAACAGUAAAAAGUAUCACAGCAAUAAUAUCUUCAGUGUAAGUGUAAGUGCAUUUUACUGUUUUGAUACACUAAUAUUUGUGUUCAGCGAAGUCUCCCGAGUAGAACAGUACCCCCCAUGUAAAGGUUUUAUGGUGUCUUGGAAAGUUAUAGGGUUAAAUAUAGUGCUAGCAAAUUUUCCUGGACUUACAUCCUGGGUGUCAGGCAGGUCCGCUAAUUGUAAUUAAUAAAAUUACCUAAGUACCGUAUAUAAUCGAGUAUAAGCCGACCCGAAUAUAAGCCGAGGCCCCUAAUUUUACCCCAAAAAACUGGGAAAACUUAUUGACUCGAGUAUAAGACUAGGGUGGGAAAUGCAGCAGCUACUGGUAAAUUUCUAAAUAAAAUUAGAUCCUAAAAAAAUUAUAUUGUAUGAGUGCGCAGUGUGUGUAUGAGUGCGCAGUGUGUAUAAAUGCAGUGUGUAUAUGAGUGCAGUUUGUGUGUAUGAGUGCAGUGUGUGUGUAUGAAUGCAGUGUGUGUGUAUGAGUGGAGUGUGUGUGUAUGAGUGCAGUGUGUGUGUAUAAAUGCAGUGUGUGUGUAUAAAUGCAGUGUGUAUAUGAGUGCAGUGUGUGUGUAUGAGUGCAGUGUGUGUGUGUGUGUGUGUGAUGCAGUGUGUGUUUGUGUUGCAGAGCCUUGGUGGGGGGUGGGCAUUUUUAUAAAAAAAAAAAUAAAAAAAUUAAUAUUAUUUAUUAUUUUAAUUUUUUUGGUUAUAUUAUUUUUUUAAUAAUUUUUUAUUAUUAUUUAUAUAUUAAUUAAUAUUAUUUUAAUUUUUUGUUAUAUUAUUUUUUUUAAUUAUUUUUUUUAUUAUUAUUUAUAUAUUAUUAGUUAAUAUUAUUUUAAUUUUUUUGGUUAUAUUAUUUUUUUAAUUAUUUAUAUUUAUUAUUUAUAUAUUAAUUAAUAUUAUUUUAAUUUUUUGUUAUAUUAUUUUUUUUAAUUAUUUUUUUUAUUAUUAUUUAUAUAUUAUUAGUUAAUAUUAUUUUAAUUUUUUUGGUUAUAUUAUUUUUUUAAUUAUUUAUAUAUUAAUGUAUUUAUUUUUGUCCCCCCUCCCUGCUUGAUACAUGGCAGGGAGGGGGGCUCUCCUUCCCUGGUGGUCCAGUGGCAUUGGCAGUUCAGUGGGGGGAGGAGGGGGGCUGGCAGAGCUGUUACUUACCUCUCCUGCAGCUACUGUCAGCUCCCUCCUCCUCCGUGCUGGUCCGUGCAGCUCUUCUGUCAGCUCACACUGUAAGUCUCGCGAGAGCCGCACUAUGACCCCGCGGCUCUCGCGAGACUUACACUGGGAGCUGACCGAGGUGCUGCACGGACCAGCGCGGAGGAGGAGGGAGCUGACAGGAGCUGCAGGAGAGGUAAGUAACAGCUCUGCCAGCCCCCAGUCUGUAUUAUGGCAAUGUAAGUUGCCAUAAUACAGACAGUGACUCGAGUAUAAGCCGAGUUGGGGUUUUUCAGCACAAAACAUGUGCUGAAAAACUCGGCUUAUACUCGAGUAUAUACGGUAUGUAAAAAUAUUAUAUAAACAUAUUCGAAGAAUUAAUAUAUGUGUGUGUGUAUAUAUAUAUAUGUGUAUAUAUAUAUAUAUAUAUAUAUAAUUUUUUAAAAUUAUUUUUAUUUAUAUAUAGGUAUAUAUAUAGUGAUAUAUAAGUAUAUACUUAUGUAUAUAGAUAUAUAUAUAUAUAUAUAUUAUUUCUUUCUACGUGUAUUUUGAUAUCAAUAUAUAUAUUUUUUAAACGUAUUAAAUUAUAAUUAUAUAUAUAUACAUAUAUUUAAUCAAUAUCAUUGUACGUGUAUUUUGAUAUUUAUAUAUAUAAUUAUAUUUAUAUUAAUAUUAAAAUACACUUAUACAAUGGAUGACCUCGCGAUCACAUGGCCCAGGAGGGCCAGAAUGGAAGCAGGGGGACUCCCUGGGAUGCCAGGUAAGUCCCCCCACCGUCAUUGCCAGCGUGUGGAUCACUGGCGACCGGGUAAGUGAAUAGGACGGCAGGGACAUUCUAUUCCGCCCUCUGGUGUUUAGGACAGAGUCCCCAAGGACGGCAUCGUAGGGGUGCGAUGUUUAUCUCACAUUGCUAUUUACAGCCUGGCCAUUUUUAUUACACACUACCUUAAUGAUAGAACUUCAUCAAGAGCAGGACCUUAUAAGAAAAUAAUCCAUAUGUUAAUUGCCAAUAAAAGGGAUUGGAUUCCAAUUUAAAACUUUCACAUUAUUAAACAUAUAUUCAGCCUUACCCUCCAGUUUACCAAGUCAGCAGACAUUCAUAUCUAGCGUUCAAAGGUUCAAAUGAAAUAUUAAGUAAUUCAAUGCUGUUCUGCAAUACAAAUAUAAAUGACACCAAGGACAUAGUUCAAAUCAAGUCACAAGCGUGUUAUUGUCAAUAUGGAUCUAGGACUUGUAGGAGCAUUUCUUCUGAUCGUCUGUGUCACGGUUCUGUUGUAUUUAAAUUCGUGGAGAAGCCACAUCAAGAAGGGAAAUCUGCCCCCUGGACCUACAGCUCUGCCCCUGUUGGGAAAUAUUCUCCAAAUUAGCACUAAGGAAUUGCCCCAGUCCUUGCUUCAGGUGAGUUUUAUUUCACUAAUAAAAAUUGUGAGGUCCAUCACAACAACAAUUAAUUUCUCUUACAGGCUGUUUAAAAAGGAUUUUCUGAAUUGAUGGUUGCUUAAAGGGAUACUGUUAUUUCUCAGAUUUUUUUUUUUAGAAUAUGUUAAUUUAUUUCAGUAUUUAUUAAAUAGGUAUUUAUGAAAACAAUUGUGAAAAGUAAAAUGUAGAAAUGUACACCUCUUUAUCCUGCAACUGGGCACCUCCACCUUCAUUGCCUGUCAAGCAUUGUUAUCAUGUCUUUACACCUGGCAGUCAGCGGAGAGAAGGCUUUGCCUUGUCUCAACUGGAUCAUGAUCAUUGCUAAAACUUUAAAAUAUAUUUAAAAUGUAUUCAAUUGUGUAAUUGACAGACAAGUGACAGUUCCCCUUUAAUUUAUCUGGGAUUGCCGAAUAUAUAAUAAGAAAGAGAUUCCAUAUUAAUCCUAAUACAAUUGAUGAAUGGAAUGUUUAAUCUUUUUUCUAAAUAUUUUUUUCCAAUGCUCCCUAUAUUAUUUAAUAUUUUGCAGUCUACCCAUCUCCUUCACAUGUUGGUGCAUUUAAGUACCUAGAAUCAAUAUUGCCAAGACCUGCAUUUUUAUUUCACAGACUGCGUUUAAAUUGAAUAGAGUGAGUUUAAAUCUGUGAAUUUAAUAUUUAGGCUUUAUUUAAUGUACACCUAGAAAAUAAAACUAUCCAUUCAUCCAUCCACAAACCCACCCACCUACCCACCCACCCACCUACCCAUCCAUAUCCACCCACCUAUCUAUCUAUCUAUCUAUCUAUCUAUCUAUCUAUCUAUCUCAUAUCAAAAUUGCCCAUAACAGAAACUGAGUCUCUUGCUUUUUGGAAUUGCGUAAAACAGUUCUUCAAAAUAACAACUUACAUAACGGUAACAGUAACUCAUAACAUCUGGGAAGACUGCUGGGUAAUGCAAGUCUUGGUUUUCUUUGACAUAUUGCUUGACAUAUCACUAAUGGGAGAGGGAAAAAUAGAUAGAGAGACUGGAGCUGUGGGGUGUUACAACCUGUCAAGAACUGUGGCUGUAGCAUGAAAGGAAGCAUGUAUGUAUGUGACUGUAGUGUAGUGUGUUUGUGUGCGUGUGAGUCUUUGUCUAUAUAUGUUUUUGUGUAUCUGUUUGUGUUUCAUUCCCUCACAAAGAUCUAUCUAUCUAUCUCUCUGAAGCUGAGUGAGAAAUAUGGACCCGUGUAUACGAUUUAUCUGGCUAAUAAACGAGUAGUCGUAAUUAUUGGAUAUGAAACGGUGAAAGAGGCUCUCGUUGAUCACAGUGAUGCAUUUAGCGACAGAGGUAGCUCAGACCUUAAUGAUUUUAUCUUCAAAGAUUACGGUAAGAAUCCAAGUAUUAUAUUUAAAUGGUCUGAAGUCCUACACCGCAAUACUUUACAAAAAAUAAUCUAAACAAAAUGGUUGCACAUCGUUUCUCUAUUAAUAUUUACAUCAGCAAUUUAAUGCUGUUAAUUCGUCUAACCCUAUGUACAUAUAUUGAAUGUGGCAAAACAUUUUACCACUCCAGCUUUCCCUGGCAGUGAAUUACAUAUCUUGACUGAUCUUACUAUAAAUAACAAUGUUUGUUCUGACAUGGAAGCCUCAAUAUGUAUAAAUAAACCUUAAUUUAGUGAAUAAAUAAAUAAAUACGUCCACUGUAAAUUCAUGGGAAAUCCAUCAGGAAAAUUUUAAGGACAGAAUGGUAAAGGUCCGUGGCAUUUUGAAGUGUAUUUGGAACUUUUUAGGAGUCAUUAUGAGUAAUGCAGAUGAAUUGAUUCUUCCUGAUGGCUAAUAUUCUCCAAAGCUUUUAGUGUAAUAACUAUUUGCUAAAAAUGGUGGCAUCCAGUAUAUUUCUCUUUGUGGUUGUUUGUAGGAGUGAUCAUGAGCAAUGGGGAAAGGUGGAAGGCAAUGCGGAGAUUCGCUCUCAUGACAUUGAGAAAUUUUGGAAUGGGGAAGAGAAGCGUUGAGGAGAGAAUCCAAGAGGAAGCUCGGUAUCUUUCUGAAGCCUUCAGGAAGUAUAAAGGUCAGUAGAAGCUUCAAACCUAUAUUGGUGAAAGUGCACAAACGGCCCGGUGUUCGGUAGUUUUGUUUGAAUGUGUUAUACCCCAGAUAGGAAUCCCAUGGAGCCCAUUCGCAUGAAACUGACUGUGUAAAGACUUUAGCUCCAUGGCGAUUAAACUGUAUUAGUGUGGUCUGAGCGCCAUUCGCUUAAUAAUGUGCGCUCAGACCUGAGCUAUCUGGGGAUAUGUUAAAUGUAUGCUUUUAAUGUUAUGUGUCUCACAUAGUGUAUUUUAAUAGUAAUUCGUGUGUUAGUAUCCCCACGUGCAUAAUGGCAAUUUGCCUUUGUCUUGGGAGAUAAUUGAAUUACUUCUCAAUUAUCUCCAAGGCAGAUGGGAGGAAGCCAGGAUGCAUUGUGGGAAUAUACUGUGACUGUGUGUCCUAUUUGUCUACUUGUCUGUCCUGUGUCACAGUCUCCCAUUUGGUCCCCUAGGGGAGUGUCCACCAGGUGGGAGACCUGCAUAAAUACUGGGCAGGUAGCCCUCAUUAAACAGACCACUGCUUGACCCCAACACGGAGCCUUGUCUCGUCUUUGGGGGGAUUUACUGAAUGCUGAUAGAGACUGAUUGCUAGGAGUGUAAGCCGCUUGGAUGCUUUUCCUAUUCGUCUGCUAGCAGCGAUUCGUAUGGUUCCUGUUCAUGUGUUUGGAGUGCUAUAUUUGAUGCCGUUCGGGAGUUUGGAGCAUUCACUUAUUGGUGGUUCGUAUGUUUGGUGUUCUACAAUAGCUGUGCCUGCAUCUCUGGAAAGGGGGACGAUCGCUUAAACGCAUUUUACCCCUUGUGUGCAAAACGGACCGUUACAAUUGGUGGCAAGCAGCGGGAUCGUUCCCACAGACUACAGGACAGCUACAGGCGACACCAUUCCGUGGAUUUUUACAAUUUGAGGGCAACGCAUGUACCAGUACAGCGACCCUGACAGCACCGAGAUGGAACCAGCAGUGGAGUAUGACGAGGGUGCCCUGGAUGACCGAGAUGCGCUGCACAAAGGCAUCUGGUAACAGGCACUGGGUAUUGUGGAGUACCAGCGGGGCGAGAGACUCCCCAAGGAAGACCAGCGAUUGCAGAAGCAACUAGCCCUGUGGAUGCCCUUCCUGGGAGAGUAGCCCCUGGAUGAAUGGGUGAAGGAAUUGGAGCUCUGAGUAUGGCAGGAGAUCUGGCUGGAAGAUGCCUACCAGGCGCUCUGGUGGUAUAGGGCAGAGUACCUGCCCUGGACAGCCGAGCAUGACAAGCCAGAGGGAGAGGAGUUUGAUGGUCCUGGCUUGUUAUGGGAGUCUUUUGCAGAGCCUGAGUUUGGGAGCCCUACACAAGCCCGAUUCAGUGAUCUCUUGGAGUGGAGGGAGAGCAGGUAUGACUGGGACGACACUCACGAAAUUGAGCAAGACCUGGUCCACCUGGUGACCCGAGAGAUGGAGCUGGAGUAGGGCUACCAAGAUCUGUUCCACUCCAGUGAGAAGGCUCAGCAGGGAAGCGGAGACCCAGAUCCAGACUCAUUCAGCUGGGUAGAUAUUGUGGAGGAUUACUGGGAAGAACCUCAGGUGGCGGGUGGAGAUGGGACCGAGGUCUCUCCACCGGUAUUGCAGGGAAUUGGGAGCCCGAGCUCCAUUCCCCAGCGGGAGAUAUUGCAGGGAAUUGGGAGCCCAAGCUCCAUUCCCCAGCGGGAGAAAUUGCAGGGAAUUGGGAGCUCCAUUCCCCAGCGGCAGGCUGAGUUACAGGGGACAGAGGUAGUUGCUCCUGUCCCCCAGCAGCAGAGUGAAUUUCAGGGAAUUGGGAGCCCAAGCUCCAUUCCCCAGUGGGAGAAAUUGCAGGGAAUUGGGAGCUCCAUUCCCCAGCGGCAGGCUGAGUUACAGGGAACAGAGAUAGUUGCUCCUGUCCCCCAGCAGCAGAGUGAAUUUCAGGGAAUUGGGAGCCCAAGUUCCAUUCCCCAGCGGCAGGCUGAGUUACAGGGGGCAGAGACAAGUGGUCCUGUUCCCCAGCAGCAGUGUACCUUGCAGGGAGAGGAGAGCAGCGUCCUCCCUCCCCGGUGGCAGGGUGAGCUACAGGGAUGCUGGCCAGUCGGCUCAGAUCCCCAGCGGCAGUAUGAUGUUUUGGGAAUUGGGAGCCCAGUCUCCUUUCCCCAGUGGCAGCACAGAUUAUUGUGAAUUGGGAGCCCCGUCUCCAUUCCCCAGCGGGAGAUAAAACAGGGAAUUGGGAGCCCAGUCUCCAUUCCCCAGUGGCAGAGUGUCCUACCGGGAAUAGAGAGCCCAGUCUUCUUUCCCCAGCAGCAGGACUCUGUAUUGGGAGCAGAGACAGUCAGUCUCCCUCCCCCGCGGCUGGAAGUAUAUAUGGGAGAGGAGCUUGUUAACCCUAGGCAGCUUAAUGUACCCGGGGGAGACAGUAAUCCCCACAACUGUGCAGAUUGGACCGUGGUCUCUGCACUUCCAGCACAGAGGGUAGGGACGGUCAGUUCUGCCCCCCAGCAACAGGGCUGUUUAGCCAAAGGGGAGACAGUCGGUCUCCAGCAGCAGAGCUGUGUAACCAAAGAGGAGACAGUCGGUCUCCAGCAGCAGGGCUGUGUAUCUAAAGGGGAGACAGUCGGUCUCCAGCAGCAGGGCUGUGUGUCUAAAGGGGAGACAGUCGAUCUCCCCCUCCAACAACCAGCUUCAACCAGGCUACCUUCCCAGUAGCACUGGUAACAGGGCAGAGUACCCACCAAGUCAGCAUACCCAUACCCAGCACAGCCGUGGUGAGGCACCUGGACAUGGACAAGCUUCUCCUCUACCCAGGUGUAGUAACCAUUUAUUGUGGGUGGACUGUGCUGUUGAUUGUGUUUUGUGGGUGGGCUGCUGGACUAACAAGGGCACUGACCGGCAGGAGGUCAGAUACCCUGUUAGUCUGUUUGGAAAAGGGGAGAGAUGUGACGAGACCAAUCUCGCAACAUUGCAUUGGAGAAGCCUGGUUGCCCACCUGCUGCCUUUGGACUAUGGCCCCGUGUUAAAAGACAUCUUUUUUACCUGCAGAAAAGAUUUAUUCGUUCUUUUCUGUCUGGUGUUCGGUAGAUUCAAUCUACCGAACAACCGCACGAAUGACUGGACCACCUGGGAGCUGGAGUGUGCCGGCAAUUAGCCUCCCUGAAGCUGCGGCUAACCACAGUUUAAUUGACAAAUGCUGGGUGGCCGCCAUUCGUAUCACGAACACGAGGUCGCGGCCAUUUUAAACAUGUGAAUGCACAACGGUGUUCGACGCUUAAUUCAUGGAACUGAAAUCGGACACAGUUUUGCGCGAACACCGCUGAAGCCGCCGACCUCCCUUCUUGUUCGGUGAAAGUGCACGAACGGCCCGGUGUUCGGUAGUUUUGUUUGAAUGUGUUAUACCCAGAUAGGAAUCCCAUGGAGCCCAUUCACAUGAAACUGACUGUGUAAAGACUUUAGCUCCAUGGCGAUUAAACUGUAUUCAUGUGGUCUGAGCGCCAUUCGCUUAAUAAUGUGCGCUCAGACCUGAGCUAUCUGGGGAUAUGUUAAAUGUUUUUCCCUCCUUCUCUCUUGUUUUGCCACUUUUCAGAAAUUCGAAUCACUUCGGCACACAUUCGGAAGGAAACGAAUCGAACAUGUUUAAUGUACAUGAAAAAGUUGGUUACUAAAAUAGUUUACAGUGAAGAGUUAGGUUUUUGGAUGGCACAGUGGCAGGAUAAGAAGCAGGGUGGCUUACCAAGGCACGAGGAGGGAACGCCAUUUACAGUUUAAUAGAUUUGCUUCCUGAAGAAGUGCAUUUUUAGUGAUCUUUUGAAGGAACUGAGAAUGGCUGAGAGUUUAACAAAGAAGGGAAGGGAGUUGCACAGGAACAGUGCAGCCCUAGAAAUCACAAUAGUCAAGUUAGUAAGGGGAAUCUCUGUUGUUAUGCCUUACAUUCUCCAGGUUGCACCUUAGACCUCAAUAUACACCUAUAAACAAGUUUCUUUUGUGUUUGUUGUAAUACCUUUUCAGUUUUGACACUUGUUAGACUAAAAAAAACUUGUGAUUUACAAAAAAAUAAAUAGUACUGGACAUUUAUAUGAUAAUCAAUAAUAAUGAGAGCAAGUAUGUGGAGAGGAGGAUAUGACAUUACUUAAAUUGAUUACACGAUGUUACUUGCAAUCAACUACUAUAUAUUUUACUGUGGAAUGUUGUAGAAUUUGUUGCACUUUAUACAUCACAUAAUAAAAUCUGCAUAAUGGAGGAUGUGGUGAUGUGUGGUGCAUAGCAUUUAGUAUAUAACAGUAUAUAUGUUAUAGCCUUAUUUUUAUAACAGAGAAUUAAUAGUAUUUGAUCAUUGUUGGUGGGUGAGCAUUUCUUUUCCAAACAUUCCAUUCACACUUUUACAAUCAUUAUAUACUUAUUUUCUUUAAUAAAGUAGGCACUGCUCAGUCUAUUUAAUCUCUUGGAAAUGUGUUCAAUUUGCAGUAAAAUUAUAUUAUUCUUUGACGAACACAAUUUUUGAGUAUUUAACUUGUUCUUGCAUGGAGUGUUCUGAGAUAUUGUUUUUUGGUUUUUUUUUUUAAAGAUGAUACAUUUUAUGUACUUGUAUUCCCAGUAUAUCUUAUAACAUUUCCUAUAAUUCUAAUAACAGAAACUCCUUUAGAUCCCAUAACUCUCCUGGGACAAGCAGUGUCCAAUGUGAUUGUAUCUAUUGUAUUUGGAGAAAGAUAUGACUACGAAGACAAGAAAUUUCAGAAACUUUUGGCAUAUGUUAGAGAUAUCGUUAGACUGGUAAAUUCUCCUUCUGGUCAGGUGAGUUUUGGCUGAUAACAUAUGUGACUAUCGGUGCAUAUUAUGAAAAUAUUAUUCAAUUAAUCUUGACAAAUAUACCCAAAAAGCACUCUACAGUUAUUGAUUUUUAUUCCUUAGAGGAGUUCCAUCUUUAUUUAUUAUUAACCAUCUGUUUUCUGUUAUAGCUGCUCAACAUUUUUCCACAUGUGGGGAGAUGGAUCCCUGGACCUCACCAGAACAUUUUCACAAUUCUGAAUAAACUCAGAGGGUUUUUUAAAGAUCUGGCACAAUCUCACCAAGAGACACUGGACACAAACUGCCCACGGGAUUUCAUAGACUGCUUUCUGAUAAAGAUGGACCAGGUAGGACACUGUAAUAUAAGAAUUGUUCAGUUCUAAAAACGUCUAGAAUCUACAAUUAGUAUCUCUGAAAAUGAUUGGAAAAGAAGCUUUAUCAUAAUUUUACAUACUGUUCUAGGAGAAAAAUAAUCGCAAUACUGAAUUCCAUGAUGAGAAUUUAUUGUCUACCAUAAUGGAUUUAUUCUUUGCCGGCACUGAGACCUCAAGCUUAACACUAAGAUAUGGCUUCCUGAUACUUCUUAAAUAUCCAGAGAUACAAGGUAUUAUUACUCUUAUAUGUUACCCUUUAUAAAGGGGUACAGAUAGUGCUCAGAUUAAACACUAUUAGUGUGUUUAGAUUUUAUUUAACUAGCUGCUAGGCCAUAGUGUGACCCAUGUCUUCUUUCUUUCAAGAGACAUGUUCUAUAGUUCUGACUGAGCAAACAUUUUACAGAAAUGGAAAUGAAAAUGUCUUGCUGAUUGGACCGAGGCUUCCUGUUCACAGCAUGGUAGAUAGCUUUAACCCCUUAAGGACCGAGGACGGUUCAGGACCGUCAUCGGCAUUUUUGCGUUGCCGACCGAUGACGGUCCUGAACCGUCCUAACGGUCAGAGCUACUUACCUGAUCGCCGUCGUUCCCCCGGCGGCGAUCAGCGUGGCUCCGGUUGUGGGGAGACUGCCUGCAGCCCAGACAGUCUCCCCACACUGAUUUAGGACCCCUGUGGCCAUGUGAUCGCUUAACACAGCGAUCACAUGGUCACAAUAGGUGUCCAUAGUGCUGCCUGCAGGGGGGCUGCCUGUGCUGACAGGCAGUCUCCCUGCUAGUGUAAAAUCAAAAAAAAAAUAAAGUUAAUGUUAAUAAAAAAAUAAAAAUAAUUAUAUAUGUGUAUAUAUGAUAUAUAGACAUAUAUUAUAUUCAUAUAAUAUAUGUCUAUAUAUCAUAUGUAUAUAAUGUCAUACUAAGUGUAUUUUUAUAUUAAUAUGUACUUAUAUUAAUAUAAAAAUACACUUAUAAUUAAAUUACACACGUAUAUAUAUAAUAUAUAUAAUAACUAUAUAUAUUGUAUAUAUAUAUUAUUAUAAAAUAUAAAUAAUAAGUAAUUUAAAUUAAAUAAUUUUUUUAAAAAUAAUAAUAAAAAUUUAAAAAAAAUUAUAUAUCUAUAUGAAAUUUUAUUCUAACUGUAUUUUAAAAUUAAUAUAUAUAUAUUUAUAUCAAAAUACACUUAGAAUGAAUUUGUAUAUAUAUCUAUGUAUAUAAAAAUAAAUAAAAAUAAUAAGAAAUAUACAUACGCCCAUAUACAAAAUUACAUAAAUAAUUAUAUAAAUAUACACGUAGACUUCAAAUAUAUAAAUAUGCAUAUAUAUUUAAAUUCUACGUGCGUAUUUAUGUAAUAUUUUUACAUAAUUCAGUAAUUUUAUUGAUUGCAAUUUGAGGGACCUGCCUGCCAACCCAGGCCGAAAUUCCAGAGAAUUUAAUUUGUUAGCACUGUAUUUUACCCUGUAACGUUCUACGACACCCUAAAACCUGUACAUGGGGGGUACUGUUUUACUCGGGAGACUUCGCUGAACACAAAUAUUAGUGAUUCAAAACAGUAAAACAUAUCACAGCGAUGAUAUUGUCAGUGAAAGUUACUUUUUUUGCAUUUUUCACACACAAACAGCACUUUUACUGAUGAUAUAAUUGUUGUGAUACGUUUUCCAGUUUUUAAACACUAAUAUUUGUGUUCAGCGAUGUCUCCCGAGUAAAACAGUACCCCCCAUGUACAGGUUUUAUAGCAUUUUUGAAAGUUACAAGGUCAAAUAUAUGGGUCAAAUAUUUUUACAUUGAAAAUGGCCAGGUUGGUUACGUUGCCUUUGAGAGCGUAUGGUAGCCCAGGAAUGAGAAUUACCCCCAUGAUGGCAUACCAUUUGCAAAAGAAGACAACCCAAGGUAUUGCAAAUGGGGUAUGUCCAGUCUUUUUUAGUAACCACUUGGUCACAAACACUGGCCAAAAUUAGCGCUCAAUUUAGUUUUUUUACUUUUUUCACACACAAACAAAUAUGAAUGCUUACUUUGGCCAGUGUUUUCGACUAAGUGGCUACUAAAAAAGACUGGACAUACCCCAUAUUGAAUACCCUGGGUUGUCUACUUUAAAAAAAAUAUGUACAUGUGGGGUGUUAUUCAGAGAUUUAUGACAGAUAAUAGUGUUACAAUGUCACUAUUGAUAAAUUUUAAAAAUUUAUGUUUUGAAACCGCAAUAUCCUACUUGUACCUAUAGCCCUAUAACAUGCAAAAAAAAAAGCAAAAAAGCACGUAAACACUAGGUAUUUUUAAACUCAGGACAAAAAUUUUGAAUCUAUUUAGCAGUUUUUUUCAUUCGCUUUUGUAGAUGAGUAAAAGAUUUUUCAAGUAAAAGUCAAAAAACAUGUAUUUUUUCAAUUUUUCAUCAUAUUUUUUUAUUUUUUUUAAAUUAAAAUACAUGAGAUUAUAUAAAUAAUGGUAUGUAAAGAAAGCCCCUUUUGUCCUGAAAAAAACAAUAUAUAAUUUGUAUGGGAACAGUAAAUGAGAAAGCAGAAAAUUACAGCCAAACACAAACACCACAAAAGUGUAAAAAUAUGCCUGGUCGCAAAUGUACAACAUCGCAAAAACAGUCCAGUCCUUAAGGGGUUAAUUUUAAAGACUUUUAUGAAUUAUACAGAGAUGAAAAGAUCAAAACACAAGCAAACAGUAAGGAAAAUACAACUGAAGAAGUGGGAGUUUUAAGAAACUUGCCAUAUACAUGGUGAUUCUGAUAAAAUAGUACAAUAUACAUGAUGCAAAUAAUUGCUUAUUUAAUAAUUAUUAACACAUCCAGCAGCUUGACAUUUCUGGAUUAUUUUUAGAAUAUAGAAUAUAGAGUUCUUUUACCAUUAAAUUAUAUCCAUUAUUUUUAAAUCGAGCAGCUUAUCAUCACUAACCCUGGUCAGUGUCAUUAAGAAGGACCAGGGUAGCAGUCGUGAUUUAAUAAAGAGCAUAUUUGAAUCCAAAUUAUAAAUCUUUCCUAUGGGUAUGUUUUAUAUUUCUGUGAUUACAUUUUUUUUUAUCUAUUUCCUUCAGAAAGGAUCCACAAAGAGAUAGACCGUGUGAUUGGCCAUGAUCGCUGUCCAUCAGUAGAAGACCGUAGUGAGAUGCCGUACACAGAGGCUGUGAUCCACGAAAUCCAAAGAUUUGGCGAUAUUGUGCCUCUGGGAGUACCGCAUGCAACCAGUAAAGACACGACCUUCAGAGGAUAUGACAUUCCUAAGGUCACUGACUUUACAUAAUAAAUAGAAAGUAAUUAAAAUUAUGAAAUUUAGAGUAAUUAUUAUUAUUAUUGCCUUUUAUAUAGCGCCAACUUAUUCCUCAGUGCUUUAUAAUAUUACAAGGAUAUAGAAGUGAUAUUAAUAAAACAAUUGUAAAUUAUUGUAGCCAUAUCUAGAUAUUUAAACAGACAGAAAGGAAGAAAGAUAGAUAGAUAAAUAGAUAGAUAGAUAGAUAGAUGAUAGAUAGAUGAUAGAUAGAUAGAUAGAUAGAUAGAUAGAUAGAUAGACAGAUAUACAGACACAAACACUCACACACAGAUAAGGCAAACAUAUAUAAUAAGGGAUUUAAAAACCCUUUAAAAACAUUGCAAAAAGUUUUAAACCACAUUUCUUAUACUUAGUAUUGGUAUACUUUUUACUGUGUGUAUUGUAACUGUGCUGUUCAUACAUGCGGAUCCUAAAAUUAAGACCUAUUAAGAUUUGUAUAAAUGCUUUCUAUUUUUUGCCGUUUCCUAAUAUUUCCGACUUUUAUAAAGCUUUUAUAGACCUGUUUUACACCCUCUGUAUAACUUUAUACAUUAUCGUCUACUAUUUGAACGCUUUCACCCUCCUUGGACAUUUCCAUAUUUUGUAGACACAAUCUAGAACAACCAAGGAGUAACCAUUUUACCAUCUAUUUUACACAACAGCCACCACUUUCAAUGUACAAACCAAAUUAUUUUUCAUUUUAACGCUGCAUUGUUACACUACACAAUGUGGAAAUAUCCAAGAUGGGUUAAAUACUUACUAUUGUAUUGUAUCACUUUCUGCUUCUAACUCACUCCUCUUUCCAACAUACCAUUCAUAUCAAUAAAUCUCUUGUCCCAGUAGACUAUUCCAUGUUAACCCACAUUCUUUUACUACCAGAGCUACCUGCCCUGCUCUCUCGUGUACCAUUGCAAUAAAUACGGUCUAUUUAUGGUUUAUCGCUACCUGGUCAGUGCUUUCUCCCCUUUUAAUAUGGUGUUUGAUGUCAGUCAUGGCUGUAACAUGUCACGUGCCCUAUGCCUGUCUUGUGUAGAAAAUUGAAUAACUUUUUUGACAUCUAAACAGCAGUGAUGGCAAGUGUGCCAUAGAUUCCCCAUCACUGCUCAAGGAAUGUACAGGGAACGUUGACCAUCAUAUUUUUAGGACACUGAUUUGAUUUAGUUAAAAGUUGGAAAAUAUAAAAAACGCCCUUGUUUUUUAUAUGACUGCUAUGUGUUUAUAGAUAUAUCUUUAUAUUUGAAUUACAGGGUACUAUGAUUUUCCCUAUACUGACUUCUGUCCUGAAGGACCCCAAGUACUUCAAAAACCCCACUUCAUUCGACCCUGGUCAUUUUCUGGAUGAAAACAGCUGCUUUAAAAAGAAUGAAGCGUUCAUACCAUUUUCCGCAGGUAAAUACAUCAAAGUUGAGGUUUAUUGAGUCUUAUUGAGAUUUUUAUAGGGAAUUCUACUGUGUGGACUAACGUGUUAGUAAACUUGUUUCUGCAUGCAUGUUUAUGUGUGUGUUUGUUUUUUUGUGUUAGUUUGUAUGUUUUUUUCAGGGCUGUCAGAUGCUUGAAAAGAUUUGAGUUUUUUUAGAAUAUUUAAAAUUGAAAGAUUGUAAUUAAAACAUUUGCUAUGAUUUAUUUAUAUUUUAACAAGUUAGCCCAAUGACACAUCAAUCUUUCUACAUUUUGUGUUAACAUUUUGUUGAAGCUACAUUCAGAACAUAUCUUUCCAUAAUUCACCCUCCAGGUAAACGUGUGUGUGCAGGGGAGGGUUUGGCACGUAUGGAGAUCUUUCUAUUCCUCACCACCAUCUUGCAGAAGUUCACCUUAAAGCCAACAGUGAACAAAAAGGACAUUGAAAUAAAUCCAGAGCCAGGAAGCAACGCUUCAAGACCUCGCCUAUACCAAAUGUAUGCUGUGCCUCGCUCACAUCCCUAG
Messenger RNA from Pelobates cultripes (western spadefoot toad), 89328 nucleotides. The record is from the annotation of a GenBank genome assembly. Lineage: Eukaryota; Metazoa; Chordata; Amphibia; Anura; Pelobatidae.